GCCUUUUUCUCCAGCAACCGCUUUCCCUGGUGGAGGCUCCCGGGGCCUCCUCCGCCGCAGGAGCUGCAGGCCGCGCUGCCGCCCGCUGCCUGGGGAAGACGCGCUUACCGGCCAUCUCCGCCGACACCCGAGGCCGAGGCCGCUCCCUCCCCUCGGAAGUGCGCUCACGUCCGGCUCCGCCCAGCUCCGCCGCCCAGCGCUGGAGACCCAGCGCCGCUGGGCCUGGGGGCGACGCGGGAGCUCAGGCCCCGGCCCUGGCCCCUGCUGAGGUGAGGAGGGCAGCCUAGCGCGGCGGGGAGACGGGGUGGGAGCCUCCUGGCUGGGCGGCCCUCUCUUCUUCCCUUCCCUGGCUGCAGGAGGCGAUAAGAAGGACGCUCACCGUCCGGAGAACCCCCUUUUUACGCAUUCCUUCCCGGGUUUCCUUCGAGAGACCCGGCGCUGGAAACACGUGUCGAGGCUCCGUCCUGACGAGCUCUGGGCGGUUGGUCGGCUUCUCUGCCCGCCAAGGCGCGCACAGUGAAUGAGGCUUGCCUUGAGCAUCUCUCGCGGGGGUGAAGCGGGGGCGCAUGUUUGGGAACCGCCGUGUGCUGGGUUUGUUUACCUCCUUUAGUGUAUUUCGGCCGCCUGCCUGUACUCUUGUUCCGUUCAUGCUUCAGGUGCGGUGGUUGGGCUUCCCAACAGUGCUGAUUAUUACUCUAUCGAUUAAUGGGAUCUCUUAAUUCUGCCCUCUUUUAUCACUCAUGGGUUAGAAUUGUCAUUCUGCAUUGAGGAGGAAGGACAAAAAUCCACCCAGAAGUUUUCCCUUCUCCCAUUAGUCUUUUCUUUCUUUCUUUCUUUCUUUCUUUCUUUCUUUCUUGUAGAUUUGUGCUUUCCUCUUCAUGCCCUUCUUAGCAAAACAAAUAAAUAAUACAACUUCUACACGGCAUUGAAAUGGGGGUGGGUGGGAAUGAUACCUCUUUAAGCAACUCCUCUCACUGCUGCACAGUUUGCAGAAUUAAUAUUGCAGCAUCCACCCUUAACAGCUCCUGGGUUCCUGAAAUGAAAACAUAUUCCGAGAAGCUUUUCCAUCCUAAAUAUCUGUAGCUAGGAAAGUUCCUGAUACUUGAGCUGUGCAUUUACUAAUUCUGCAAGCUACAUAUGUUGGCACAGCCACCUUGUAGCCCAGUGAACUUCAGUUAUUUAUGGUACUUCUUUCACUGUUCUGCCUGAUGCUUGUUGAAUUCUUCCUUGGACAAAUCAUUUAUUUGUUACAAAUGUAUGCUUUUGAAAAAGGUAGCUCCCCUGGGACCUGGUUUUAUGUUCGUUUAAAAAGCAAAACAGUUGAUGCUGUCCCUUCAAAGUGAUUUAAUGGUUUCAUUAUUUGAGCUUCUGUUACUUCAACAGGAGGAUAACACACAUUGUUUUCCAAAAUUGUCGUCUGCAACAAAGAUGUAUCCUGCCUUAGGGUAGUGGACUAAAUGUGAUGAACUGGCUGCUUAAAGCCAUAGGAUUCUUCGAUGGAAGACUAGCAGAGUGAGUGCAUCAUAACCCUUGGUUUUGACAUGAAAUUUAAUAUUCUGUUUUGAAAAAAGUACCAGUAUCCAAAAUUUAUUGUAACCUUAGCUCACGAAAUAGAAGUUCCCUAAAAACUCUUAAGCGCACUGUGUUAGCAGAGCUUAAGCAAUCCAGAGGCAUGUCACAUGAGAACUGGGUGUGGAAAAUUAGCAAGACAUACACUUUGACCUUUAAUGGUGCCUAAUUCCAAUGCUGGUUCUUCCCUGUGCGUACAUAGGCAGGUAAAUGACAGCUGGCCACCCCAUGUUCAGUGAUGAACUGCAUUUGGGUUGUACAUAAUUUUCUACACUUAAGGCAACUUUAUAAUGUAUGAGGAGGUCUUCAAUGCAUAUUUAGAUGUCAGUAGUAGGAGUAAAUCAUAUGACCCAAUGCAAGAGGGAUGCCAGGAUUUAACUAGACUUCCCCCCCUUCUCCACUAUUAGCAAGGGACAAUAUUUAUUUGGAACUUUUACUUUGAUUUUAUCUCAGAAGUGCCUUUCGAAAGAAUACUAGUUCGCUCAGCUUCUUUUACUUGUAUGUGUGGCUUUUACUUGUUAUGGUCUUGAGUGCUUGCAUAGACAUUAAUUCUGCAUAAUUUCCUGUGGUGGCAGAGAUGGAAGCGUUGGCAUUGGUUUGAAUGAACAGGAUUGCUGAUCUAGCACAUAGUGGCUAUGUUUGCAAGUUGUGGCAAGCCAUAGUUAAUGGUUUUCUGUCAGCAACACAUGUGACUUCCACAUCACUCCUCCCCAAGCAUGACUGGGAGGAACAAACCAUGAUCCCUGACUUAGUGUUACAUCCAAGCUGAGUACCAUGGUUUGUUUUGCUCCAAAUAAACCAUGAUGUGAAACCAAGAGUUGUUCUUGACUUACCAUUAGGUGUGGGGAUGGGGAAGAGAUUUGGCACUAACAUUAAGAUUCACUGUUACAUCUUUGGAUCAGCCUCUUAGGGAGUAUUUUUGUUUUUAAACUCUGUGGGAUUCAUAAAUGGGACCCGGGGCACAGAAGGAAUUGUGAAUUUUGCAUUCUUUGGGAACAUUCCCCAAUUGUAGUGAUGUUAAAUCAGGGGUCGGCAAAGCUUUUGUGGCUUGGGCUGGUUCACUGUCCUGCAGAUGCCGCAGUGGGCCGGAGUGCGCACGCACGCACACAUGUGCAAACACUAUUUCUGGUGUGGAGGAGGCGUGUGCAGCUUCCCAUUGGCUGCAGGAGCUUCCUGCAGCCAAUGGGAAGCCAGCCAGCAUCGCGGAAGGUGGUCCCCGCUCUGCUCUGUGCCAGUUUAGUGUGGCACAUGGGAGCCGACUGAGCAGGCGGCAGGGGUCCAUGGGCCAGUUAAACGACCCCUGUGUUAAAUGAAAGACAGGAAUCUUGUGCAUCAAUUCUCACUGCUAUUUGCUGUCCAAGAGCUUGGUUUCUGGAGGAGAAGAGGGAAGCUGGGUAAAAUGCAUGUCUCCCUUCCCUAGCUUAUUGAAGCAAAGCUCCUUUGUAAACCACGGUUCGAAGUUGGCUUAUUUCUGCAAACUAUUGUUAAGGCUAACCACAGUUGGUCUGGCUUUGAAUGGAACUCUGAACCGCAGUUAAUGGAAGUGAUUUUUUCCCCACCAAAAUACUGAGGACACCAGUUGGCAUUCAUCAGUUUUGGAGACAGUGGAAGAGUGUUGGAACAUUGGCAACUAAUUGCUUUGUGUUCUCCUUUUCAUAAGUUGAAAGCCUUUGUCAUGCAUAAAAAAGAAAUCACAAAGUAUUGUUCUGGGUUAUGAGACACAAAAUGUUAUACAGCGUAAGCAUUAUGUUAAGCCAACUAGUUGCAGAUCUGUGAUGCAGUAAGUAUUAUUAUUAUUAUUAAACUUUUCAUGAGGGAGAAAAACCACUUUUCCCCACCAGCAUUGUACGUACUCCCAGUUGUAUAGAUACUAAGGGUGGCCGCUGAAAUAAAUACUCCUUGUUUUCAUGGGCUUCAGGGGUACAUGCAGUUUAUCUUUUCCAGCCUCUAGGUAGCACAUACAGAUGUUUGCCAUGGCAUCGGCGACUCCAUCGUUUACCUUCAAGGAGUUCUGUCCCUUGUACUAUCUUCUCAAUGCCAUUCCUACAAAGAUCCAAAAGGGAUUCCGUUCCAUUGUGGUAUACCUCACUGCACUUGACACUAACGAGGACUACAUUGCUGUGGGCAGCAGUAUUGGAAUGUUGUAUUUAUACUGCAGGCGCUUGAACCAGAUGAAAAAGUACAAUUUUGAGGUAUGAACCAACACUUAACAGGACACCUUCGUUUUUUAAAAGGUGUGAUGAAGCUUAUGCCUUGGGUUUUGUCAGUUUUAGCAUAUUGAAAUGUGCAGAAAUGUAAAGCUAUAGAGUUAGUUAACUUGAGGAAAAGCGGUUGCUCUGGCUGUUGCUAAAAUUAGAUUAAGAGUCAGCAUCUAUUUGUGGUCUGUAAUUAUUUUAUCUCACACAGCAUGAUUUAGGGGUUUGUUCUCAGUUCUAUCUACUUGCUUCUCAGUGAGGCAUUCUGUUGUUCAUCAUCUGUUGAUUUAUAUGCUGCUUUUCCACUAAAGAUAGUUCCCAUAGUGGUUUGCAGGGCAUAAGGAAAUGAGAGCUGUAAUAUAUCACAAAAUAUAAACGUUAGUACAUCAAAGUUCAACAGCAGUUUCAUACCCUAUAGAUUGCAACAACAUAAUAUCAACAAAUUUUAUUUAUGUUAUUUGUUUAAUUUCUAUACUGCCCUAAACCCAAAGGUCUCAGGGCAGUUCACAUAAAAUAUCAAAUACAUAAAAUCAAAACAACAAGAACCCCAUAAUCCCCCCUCCCCCAAAAAGAGCCAGCAUUUUAAAAAGGGUAUAGGAUGUAGAUCAAGUCAGGCAAAGGCCUGGUUAAAAAGAAAUGUUUUUGCCUGGUGUAUAUUGAAGGCGCCAGGCGAACUUCCCUGGGGAGAGCAUUCCACAGACGGGGAGCCACUGCAGAGAAGGCCCGUUCUCAUGUUGCCACCCUCCUGACCUCUUGAGGAAGAGGCACACAAUUAUAAUUCAUAUUGAUAAUUCAUUUAUUUGGAAAGAUUUAUAGACUACACUUCAUUACAAAAUUCUCUAAGCAUUGCACAUACUAAAAUUACCAGUAAAACACAGCUAAAAUCCACAAAACUAUUAAAAAAAACAAAAUAUACAUAAAAUAAUUAUAAAUAAAACACAAAUUAAAAUCGGUAACAAUGUAAAAGCAACUUUAGGUGACUAAAUUGUAUGUUUGGGUAGUCUUGCUGAAACAUAACAGUUUUCAGCAGGCAUCUAAAACAAAAUAGUGAGGGCUCUUGUUUAAUUAUCAGCAGACAGGAAGAUUGACACCUUAUAAAUGGUAAACAGUAAUUCAUAUAUCAUAUCAAAAAAAUUAUACAGCUGAUAAAAAACUGGUAAUAAAAUAAUAUAUUGCAAAGUCAGCUAUCAACAUAUCAAGACAUUCAAUAAUAUGUUUCAAACAUUAAUAUUAUUAUUAUAGCCAGUACUAUCAUAAUUAUCCUAUAAAACAUACAAAAGAAUACCAAAAGCGGCAGCAACAACAUAGUACUUGAAAAACAAACAAAUGCCUAAGCUACAAGUAAAACCCUCAGAAGCAGCAGCAAUACGAUAUACUCUCAAGAGCAUCCCAGAGCCCAGGAAGCAAGUCGGAGAGCUUAAAAGCUCUUUCCGUGUUGGGAAAACCUGGCGCAAAAUGAGCUUUAAAGCUCUCUGCCUUGCAUGUAAUUAAUUCGCAGGAUUUCAAACUGCUGGCUUUCAACCUUGUAAGGUUGAAAUCAUGCAAGUUAAUUGCACGCAAGACAAGAUUGUAUUGUACUGUGCAUCCACAGUAUAAAAAUAUGUAUGUUAACAGUUUCAGCAACAGAGCAAAUUUUUAUUCAGCAUUAGCUAGAGAUCAAACCGCAGCAACAGCCCCUUCCUAGUCCAAAGGUCCUUCUAAGCAAAGCGGUCUUCACUAGCCUAUGGAAAGCCCCCAGAGAACUAGCCAGUUGAGUCUUCUUAGGCAAUGAGAUCCACAGGGAGGGAGCCCACCACACAGACAACCGAAUUGCCUCAGGAUCUUGGGGUCAGCAGGUGAGGAGCGAAAGCUCUCCUUCAGGUAUCCCACUUUUGUCUCGGCCGAUCCAAAUAAGCAUGGCAUCUUAAUUUUACAGAUGUCUUUUUCCCCCCCUGCUCCUCUAGGGGAAAAAUGAGUCUAUCACUGUCGUGAAAGUCUUGAGCUGCUUUGAUGAUCUUGUUGCUGUUGGGACAGCUUCGGGCAAGAUUGCUAUUUUUCAGCUUGUCUCGUCCUUGCCAGGGAGAAAUAAACAAGUAAGAGCCAAACUUGGUUACAGCCUGUGAUGUUUCACAUUAAUUGUGUGAUUAGGUUAUUGUAUUUUAGUGUUUUGUUGGAAGCCGCCCAGAGUGGCUGGGGAAACCCAGCCAGAUGGGCGGGGUAUAAAUUCUUCUUCUUCUUCUUCUUCUUCUUCUUCUUCUUAUUCCGCUUCAGCUCAGUGGUAGAGCAGCUGCUUUGCAGUCUCCGCUGCCUGGUGGUACAUCUUUGGGAGAAGAAAAGACUCAGGAGUAAAUCCAGAGGGAAACCCAAAGACAAUUGGAUUCCUCCUUGUAUGCCUUUUUCCUGCAGCCAAGCUGGUGCCAAACGCCUUGCUUAGCUUUCCUUUUGACCGCAUCAGCGAGGUCUUGUCGUCUGGGCAGCCCAGGACCUCCAUACACACUGCCCAGGUUUGCAACCUGGGGAGGUCAUUUCAGUGCUGCUAACGCAGCAGUUUGGCUUCACCCCAGAGGUGCACUCCAUUGUCUCUCAAGACAGACGGAUGCCAAUAAUAUGUUAAAGCAGGGGUCAGCAGCCUAAGGCCUAUGGGCUGGAGGGAGCCCACGGAGGCUGUUUAACCAGCCCACAAGCCGCCCCCAAACCGAGCCGCCUGCUCAGCAAGUCCCCACUCACUGCGCUAAACCAGCACAGCGUGGUGCGCGGACUCUCUUCUGCGGCUCCGGAAAUUGGUUCUGCGCAUGCCCAGAUGCCGGAAAUUGCGUCUGUGCAUGUCCGCGGUGCCAAAAAUCGUUUCUGCACAUGUCCAGAGGCCGAAAAUCGCUUCUGCACAGGCGAGAUUUUAGGCAUCUGCUCAUGCACAGAAGCGAUUUCCGGCGCUGCAGACAUGCGCAUGUGCAAUUUCCGGCGUUGCGAUGUGCUGGCCCGGCCCACGGAGGAUCUCCGCGGGAGUGAUCCAGCCCAUGCCCAGUAAGCCUUGCCGACUCCUGUGUUAAAGUGUCAGUUGGGGCUUUUGUGACAUUGCAAUUUGCUGACUGCACAGAUUUUCCCCCCCAAUUUUUUUUAAUUGGUUUUCACAAAAUUAUAAACAAACAAACACAUAAAACAACAAACAUAGAUCAUAGCCUUAUUAAAAAUUACACUUAUUAACAUUGUUAAGUGACUUCCUUGCUUCCCCUUGGUUGAAUUUCAUUGCAUGUCCUUUUAACGGUUUUCCAAAUGGCUGACUGCACAGAUCUAUCUGGAAACGUGCGUGAGCAUUAAAAUGAAGUAGCAGGACUAAUAGAGAAGUGCCUUUGAUAGCUACAUCAAUGAAUAAACCCACCCACUGUAGGCCUUCUGCUUUCUGCUUGGUUUCUCCCGUAUGCUCACUGGUGUCUGUCUUUGCAGCUUCGGAGAUUUAACGUGUCUGGUAUCCACAAAAGUAGCAUCACAGCCUUGGCGUGGAGUCCCAAUGGAAUGAAAUUGUUCUCUGGAGAUGACAAAGGGAAAAUAGUGUAUUCUGCUUUGGAUCUGGAUCAGGUAAUUGGUUGUUUGCCCAAACCUUUGGUACCUGGGAUACAAAUAACAGUGGUACCUUGGUUCUCGAGCUAAUCAGUUCCAGGAGUCCGUUCGAUUCCCGAAACCAUUUGAAAACCAAGGCACGGCUUCCGAUUGGCUGCAGGAGCUCCCUGCACUCAAUCGGAAGCCGCAUUGGACGUUCGGCUUCUGAAAAACGUUUGCAAACCGGAACAUUCACUUCUGGGUUUGUGGCAUUUGGGAGCCGAUUAAUUCAGGAGCCAAGCCGUCCAAGGUACCACUGUAUUCAAAGCGUAUAUAAAAACUUUUCCUAUAGAUUAAAAUUGGAGAUGUAGAGAAGGUGGAGCCUAGGGGGCUGUAAGUAAGGGAGCAGUUACGUAAAAUUCUGCUGCUUGUGAGAUGGCAUUUAUUGAGGGUUUGUUCCCCUCCCGCCCUGACCACUAUCUGUAGUUGUUAUGUUUUCCCCAAAGCAUUUAUUUCCUUGAAUCCCUGUAGUGGGUGGUAUUGAUCUGCAAGACCUGGCGUCACAUCUUUGCUCAGUCAUGGGAUCAGUUGGUGGUCUUGAACAUUGCCUGCCUUUCAGCCUUGAGGUUUUUACCUGGAGAAAUAUCCUAAGCAGAAAGAAGCACUCCAAAAUGCUGUGACAUUAACUACGUGAAGUGAAUUCUAGUGGGUCCCCUACAAAUAGUCGAACGCUAGAUAAACCAGCUUUAACAUAAGCUUGCACAGACCACCCGGCAAGUUUAGACAACUUAACUUGAAAUAUGAUGGCUCUGUAUAUUCACACUACGUCCUUCCAGGGUCGUUGCAACUCCAGUUUGGUACUGGAAGAGCCUUCUUCAAUCGUGCAGCUGGAUUAUAGCCAGAAAGUGUUGCUGGUCUCCACAUUACAGCGAAGUCUGCUUUUUUACACUGAAGAAAAAUCUGUCAAGCAAGUUGGAAGCCAACCCAGAAAAAAGUAGGUCUUCUCGAUUUUUGCCCAGACAUUUAGAGAUGAGAUUUAAAUAAUGUAUAUAACUCUGUAUAAUUCUGCUAAGGUAUUUCAUGCACUGUUGCCCUCUUCUAAAGUUGUUAAUAAAAGAGUCAAAAUAGAUAAUUUGAAGUACUGUUCAUGUUUUUAUUCUUUUAAUCAUUCCAAUGGGGAAGGACUCUGCUGAAGUGAAAAUGUAAGAAGCUUCCAGCUAUUGGUGGGCAAGAAAUUAGUAUCCUGACCCUAUUUUGUUCCGUAAUUAUUUUCUCAUGAUUCCUGAGCUUAAGGGCUAACUUACAUUUCCUUGUUCAUUCACACAAUCCUCUCCCAGUAGUAGUAUUAUUAUUUCAUCCCAAACUCCCCAAACAGGUAGAAUCAUAGAAUCAUAGAGUUGGAAGAGACCACAAGGGCCAUCGAGUCCAACCCCCUGCCAAGCAGGUAGCGAAACAAAGGUUUUUAUGUGGCAUAGCUCUAAGAUGAACAUUCUUUUAGUGCAAGGAUUUUCCCUUGCUCAGUGGAACGUUCUCCCUUCUCUCUUGCCCACACACUACCACUAAAUCUGUUAGGAGUGUUCCCCCAAUCCUCCAGAGCAGACAGGAAACAGUGCAGGGCACACACAAGAGGGUAGGCAGAAUAAAAAUAAGCAAAGCUAUUUAUACCAAAUUUGCUAAUCCCUCUUUGUUUUCUUCAUACCCUUGCGUUUUGAGGAUUUAAAAUAUUUCCCAUCCAAGAAGAAGAAACAGCAAGUAUCUAUCCAGGUUGUGAACAGCCCUAACUGUGAGCCACAGUACUUCCACGUGCACCUAGUGUAAUGGUCAGUGGAUGCAUUGCACUGUGCUCUGGGACAAAUCUCUUGACUCCCAGAAACAGUGUUUAGGAAGACACCUAGGGUUGCAGCAAGAGGAAGAGGGGAUUGGAAAAAUCUCUGGAGCAUGCAUGGUAGACCAUUCAGAGCCCUUUGGCUUCCAGCACAUAUUUUUCUUUCUCAUGUAUUGCAUGUUGGUAACGCAGGUGGCGCUGUGGUCUAAACCACUGAGCCUCUUGGGCUUGCUGAUCGGAAGGUCGGCGGUUCAAAUCCCCACGACGGGGUGAGCUCCCGUUGCUCUGUCUCAGCUCCUGCCAGUCUAGCAGUUCAAAAGUAUGCCAAGGCAAGUAAAUAAACAGGUACUGCUGCGGUGGGAAGGUAAACGGUGCUUCUGUGCGCUCUGGCACUCAUCACGGUCCUCCGUGCGCCAGUAGCGGUUUAAUCAUGCUGGCCACAUCACCCGGAAAGCUGACUGUGGACAUGUGGACAAACGCCGGCUCCCUCGGCCUGAAAGCGAGAUGAGCGCCGCAACCCCAGAGUCGCCUUUGACUGCACUUAACCAUCCAGGGGUCCUUUACCUAUUAUUAUUAUUAUUAUUAUUAUUAUUAUUAUUAUUAUAAUAAUAAAAAAUAUGCUGCAAUUAUUUACUUGCAGCAUAAGAACCAUGUUUUCACUUACGCAGUUUGCUGCAAAGUUUUAUCAGUUUGCACUUGGAGACAAAAGAGUUUUAGCAUUCUUCAUCUUCCCAGUCCCACCACUCCCACCUCUGAGUAUAAUAACCACGUGGUUUGUUCAUUCUUCUGCUUUUACAUUUUUAGUACUGGCAAACUUGGAGCAUGUUUUGUACCCGGGCUGUGCAAGCAAAGCGACCUGACCCUGUUUGCUGCAAGGCCUGGGAUCCGCCUUUGGAAAUCGGAUGUUCAUGGGACUGUUCAGGCCACGUUUAUUUUGAAAGAUGUAUUUCCUGUUGGCAUGAAGCCUUUUGAAUUAUAUCCCCGACUGGAGCCCUUAAGCAACAGCAGCUGCAAUUUCCCAGACAGGCAACUUGGACUCAUUUCCUGCUUCUUCCAGGAAGGAUGGGUGCUGAGCUGGAAUGAAUAUAGCAUCUAUUUAAUAGAUACAGUAAACCAGGUGAGUCAAACCAAGAGAGCAGUAGCAUUUUAAGCUGGGCGUGAGUGGCCUUUAAUCUGGAACAGUUAAAUUACAUUGAUAUUAAGAGGUCUGUUAAAACUAUCUGAUCUGCACAAAUAGGACACAUGUUUAAUUUAUCCCUGACAUCUCCAGUUCAAAUGGUUUAGUAGCAGGUGAUGGGAAGGACUUUCUGCCUGACACCCUGCAAAACCAGAGUAGACAGUAUUGAGUUCGAUGGGUCUGACUCUGUACAGAUCAACUUCCUUUGUUCCUAUCUUAACAUGCUUUCUAGACAUAGAAUUGCUUAUGAUAAAGCAGUGACACUUCAUAUUAACUCACCUGCCAUGGAGCCACUUCACAUUGCAGAGGAAUUCUGGGGCAUGCUCUGAGAUGCACUGUCAAUUCAAACGGGGUGGCCUGUUGGUUGCCUGAGAUGAAAUUUGGAAGCAUCCCAAUACUUUCCCCUCUUUUUCCUUAGUGUUCUGUGUACAAGGGCUCAGGCCUGGAGCUGACAAGUAGCCUUGAACAUGAGCAUUUUGAGUGGCGUGGCAGGAUGCUGUAGGCAGGGUGAAAACGUCUAUUCUUUCCUAGAAAAAUCCUCGUAUAAUGCAGGGAAGAGUUGCUGCUUUUUAAACCCGCCCCCAUCUUGUUAUAAGCUGUUAAAGGGUUGAGCAGGUCAGUUCCCUCUCCUUUCCUCACUCCCUUCCAUUUCCAGUUCCUUUUCUUUCUCAGUUGACACUUCAAUGUUCAGUAAAUCCUGGACCUUCACAGGUCCUCCUCCUUCCAUUUUGAGCUCUUAGUUUUGUUUGUUUAAUUUGCAAACUUGCAUAUUUAGCAGUCCCAUUUCUCUUCCAAGCUGAUGACACGUUCAGCCACCCUAGCCUGCUAUUAAUGGGAAUCAUUUUGCACUUGGAUAUAAAGACCAUUGACAGUGAAUUCCAAAUAGGUCAUGCGAAUUAGUUGAGUUUAUACAAGUUACCUGCGUAUUCUUUCCCUUUAUCUCAAACAAGUCCUUUAAGGGCUUCUGCCAAUCUUUUGCUUCUUUGGGACUUGGAAGUGUCUAUGAUUGUGGUGUGAAGCUACAUUUCUUAAGCCAGGAGUGAAUUAUCACAAACAGAGCUACGUUUAUAAAACAUUUAUAGCUCAUUUCUGUUCUUAGCCAAGCUUUACAUGAGUCACGCUCUCCCCAAGCCUGCAUUCGUGCUUUCUUUCUUUUAGGACUGCUGUUUUGCUCCUUGAUUUGACUGUAUAAUAUUGCUUGCCAAAAAUAAAAUCAGGCCUCUGAAGUGUUGCUUGCAUCCUAAAAUGCUUCCUGGCACAUUCGUUGCUCAACUUUAACUUCUCUUGCUUUCACAGACCCUGAUUGGAAGUUUGGAAGGAUCUGGCGAUAUUGUGUCUGUAUCCUGCACAGAAACUGAGAUUUUUCUCUUAAAGGGAGACAGAGAUAUCAUUAGGAUCUCAAGCAGACCAGAAGGAUUGGUCUCAAUAGGUUUGCAUACAUUAGCAUACUAAGCUUAUAGUAAUUUUUUAAAAAAGAUUAUGUUAAUGCAUAGAUGAUUGCUUUAUUGCAAGGAGCUGUGUCUGGAGCUGUGCGUGCUUUGCUGCCACUGCCCUUUUUAUCCCUCAAAAAGUUACUCCUGGAGAUUGGUGGAGUUUCUGGAAUGGCAUGGAGUUAUGUGUGGGGAGGUGAAGGGGGCGGCUACACCUCAGGGUCAGGAUCAGUAGAAAUCGGAGACCAUCACUUGCAGAGUGGAAAUGCCUUUUUGAUAAUGGACUCCCUUGGGCUAAGACUAGCAAUAGGGAGCAGAUUUAAACUCUUAUCGGGUCGCUCAGCCUACAGAUUCUACUUCCUCUUGUUCUUGUCAUUAGAAUGGGCUGGAUAAAUCAUUGGAGAAUAGGGCUAUUGGUUUUAUUUUGGGCUGUCCUGUCUAGUAGCAGAUUACCUUUUGGAAGGCUACGACCAAGGUGUUCAGGGACAAAUGUUGGGACUAUCUUGCUGGUAAAAUGUCACUGUAGGACAAGAUGCCAUCCUAAUUAACCCAGAGCAACAUGCCAGGAUACAUUUGGGAGCCACGAACACAGGACACCUCUUGCAUGCCUCUCUCAGCAGCCAGAUGUCUCUUGACAAAUGUGCAAAGCUCCCAUUGAAGCAAAACAAACAAACCAGCCUUGCCCUAAUAUGAAUGUGGCUUUGUUUACUGCAUGCAAGUCUGUACCAAUGCAUCACAAUAAAUUCUGGCUUGCUUAGAAUGAUUUUUAGGACACAAUAAGGCACAGCUUUUAAAGAAAUGGUUUGAAUUUUCCUGAUAUUUUUUGUUGAAUUGCAGCCUUUUAAUGAGAUGUGUUUCAGUGGUAUCACUUUACUUCAACAGUUUGUUUGUUGUUAUUGUCAAAUUUAUCUUGGAAAACACAUGAAUAAAACCAUAUUUUUAUUUUGCUGUUUUGCAAACCCCUUGAUUGGACCAAAUCUGGUCAACCAUUCUAUUUCCAGUCAGACGUGUCUGUGAAAUUUGCAAGCAACACAUGAAGACAUUAGCCUUCUGCUGUCCGUCACCUAGCAAUCUGCUAUAUAUUUUGGAAAGUCGUUCGUUCUCUUUGCAUUCAGACAACUCUAAAGAUAUCAUAACCAGAUUUUGCAUGAUGUUUCCUGAGACCAAGGAGCAGAUUGCCUUCUGCUUGGAUACAUUUUGAGUCAAGUUGCUAGGCUGAAGCUUUGAAAACUGCAAUGAUCUCAACUACUAAUUUCAAAACAGCACUGAUUUUUUGUUGUUCUUCCUUAGAAUACGUAGUUGCUAGUCUGAUUGAUAGACUGGCUGCAUUCUCACAUUACACCAAACUAUAGUACAGUGUUCACAAGCUAGAACUAGCCCAAAGUUUACCCUCGGACAUGCAUGCUCCCCUUAUUCCUCUUGCAAGGCUGGGAGGGAGUGUUCAGUUCUAAUUUCAAAUAAUCCUGACUUAAUGUUACCUACAAACCAGGGAUCAUGGUUUAAAAGAAACUCUGGUUAGCUGAACAAACCAGCUUCAUAAACUGCGGUUUUAAGUUGGCUUGUUUGGAAACUGCAAUAAACAACUAUUUUGCUUUUAAAAGACAACUGAAGGUGGGCCUGUUUCGGGACGUUUUUAAUGUCUGAUUCUGUAUUGUUUUUAAUGUUCGGUUGAAAGCCACCCAGAGUGGCUGGGGAAACCCAGCCAAUUAGGUGGGGUAUAAAUAAAUUAUUAUUAUUAUUAUUAUUAUUAUUAUUAUUAUUAUAUCAUUCUUUGUGCUCCAAUUUCAGAUAGGAAUGGAAAACCGAUGAGCCCGCUAUCCGAUACGAGCCCCAAGUUACAGAGCCUGUACUCUGUUGCUGCGGUGUCUGUGUCGUCCGAACCUUCUCCAGAAGCAAGCCAAACGCGGAACAGCUUCUCUUCAUCCCAAACGCCUGGUGACAGGAAUGGCUCUGUCGCCAGAGCAGACCUGGAAGUGGCCCUGCUGACGGAGAGGAUCCGUUCCCAGAGCUUCAACGGGUUUGGGGACUUGAGCACCGACCCGAGAAGGCGGGGCUACUCAGUGGCCAGUGAGCCCAGGAGCAGGAGCACCUCGGUCAGCUCUGUGGGCAGCGGCUGCAGUUUUGUGACCAGUGGAGAACAGGCCUCAGUCCAAGUCCAGAAAGAAGGUCUGCUUUCUUCGCAGCGGUUCAGUGUGAUCAGUUCUGAAGACUUCAACCAGGAACUGGUCGUCAAGCCAAUCAAAGUGAAGAAGAAGAAAAAGAAAAGAUCUGGUAAAAAAAAUAUUAUUUUUUUAAUUUUUGCUUGGCGGUGAGUUUCUUACCCACCCUUAAGGUCCAGUUCUCUGAGCAGACAGAUUUGUAUACCGCCCUUCAUAGAUCUCGGGACAGUUCGCAACAUAAAAAUGCAAUAUAAAAAAACACAAAAUGCAUAAUGAUUUAUCGGCUACUUUUAAAAUGAGGCUGCAUUUUAAAUUGCAUUUUAAGCUGUAUUUUAAAUAGUUUCCCCCCAUUAUGUUUUUACUGUGAUUUUAUUGGUGUUCGCUGCCCUGAGCCCAACUCUGGCCAGGGAGGGCUGGAUAUAAAUAAAAUUUAUUAUUAUUAUUAUUAUUAUUAUUAUUAUUAUUAUUAAAACAGGAACAAAAAAACCACAAACCAAUAACCCCACUCCCCAUCAUGGUUUCACUGCUGUUCGAAGAUGAUAAGCAGUUUAGAGCAGGGAUGUCCAACCGGUCGACCGUGAUCGACAGGUCGAUCCCUGUUUUAUUGCGGUCAGUCAUAGGCUCUUUUUCCUCCAUGGGGGGUGGGAAGGAGCACCCGCCCCUGCCCCCUCAUUCUGUCCUUUAUUCACGCAUGAUUUCAAGAAUGGAAGACGGCAUUACUGCUGGUGGGACUACUACUACUACUAUUUUGAUGUUUGUCGUGCCUGUGCCGCCCCCCCCCCCCCCCCCCCGUGGCAGAACUAUUUGCUGUCCCCCAUAAAAAAAGCUCAACAGCUUUGUAAUUUUUUCCCGGGAGUAGAUCGCAGCUCUUGGGAGUUGGACGUCCCUGGUUUAGUGCAUUCAGAGUUUUGUAAUACUUAAAAUAACGCUUCAGUAUAAAUCAGUGUUACUUCUCCCUAUUGGAGAGUGGGGACAGAGGCUGAGAGAGAGGAUUUCCUCUUUGACAGCAGUGGGGUAGAGGUGACAUUCAAACCAGAAACUUCCUGAAUCACGGCUCAGUCCCUUGGCUACUACAACACAACAGUUAAGAUUGCGUUGAUGUUCUGCUUUGGUGGCAAGUUCUGCACUGCUGAAGUAGGUAGUUUGGCCUGCCAAUAUAUUCCUGGUUGGUCAAAUUCAGGAGCUUCAAACAGAUGGUUUCUUGUUUUUCGUUGGCCCUAGAAUGGCAUUCCCUUAAUUAACAAGCUUCUUUUCUCCCUUUCCUCCUCUCUGACCCUCGGCUUACCUAUUUCCCUCUCCCACCUUUCCCGACUAUGUGUGAGCUUAGAAAAUUCGAGAUACCUCUGCUCUCUGGAAAGCACACCGUCCUGUGAACGUCAAGACUUUGCUGACAGCCCUCAGUCUGUAAACGCGGACUCUUUCUCUAUUGAAUCUAGCCUCAUGGGCAGUUCUGAAGACCAGGAAAGUGUAUUCUGUAUUGAAUCCCAAAACGUGCCACAGGAGGAAAAUGGCUCUGAAACAUUCAGCGUCCUUCAGUCGCCAGAAUCGGUAGCUGCUCUGACACCGGAGGACGACGAUGCGCCAGAAGUCCUGAAAUGUUCCAACGGCGAGAGCGAAGUGGGCACAUCUCCUGGUAGGAGCUCCUUGGCUUCCGGUUCCCCCUUGCUUCUCGCAGAAGAUAAAGCGCUUAUCGAUGGCACUGAAUGUAAUUGGAGCUCUACGUCUGAACAAAACGAAAUCGUCUCAAAACCGCCAGCCCAGAAUGAAGAGAGUUGUUCUGUCCUGCAUAAAACAGAAGGCACUUUAGCUAAGUUAGGUGUUUUAGAUUCUCUGGAAGAGACAAAACCUGGGAAAGGGAUGUCUGGAGAUGUGAAAGCCAGCCUUAGUGCUGAGGACUCAUCUGGUCAGGAGGCGGGAGUUGAGACCCACAUGGAACAGAAGCAGCAGCUACCUCUAACGGACCCAGUCCCCGCCAGCCCCCUUCCUGCCCCUUUUAAAGAGGAGAUCGGUCUUCAAGAGAGUGCAUUACCCGGGCACGAUUUCAGGGAACCACUGACGGCUAACCACAAUGCUAGCGCUGCCAGUGAAUGGAUAACCAACACCUCUGAUGCCGCAGCUGAGAGAUCUGCAUCGAGUGAUGAAGAGGAUAUCUACAGGCAUGGUUUGCCUUACUCAUCCUCUGAGACGAGUGUGACAGAAAUGGGGGGCUGCCUCCUGCCCCAGGAAAAAGUCAGAACCAGCUUAGAUGAAGGAGCGCUUUUAAAGUCGGAUCAGGUAUGCGCUUAAAUACAAACUUGCAUCACACCCUAGAGCAGGCAUAGGCAAACUCUGGCCCUCCAGAUGUUUGAGACUACAGUUCCCAUCAUCACUGACCACUGGUCCUGUUACCUAGGGAUGAUGGGAAUUGUAGUCCUAAACAUCUGGAGGACCGGAGUUUGCCUAUGCCUGCCCCCGGCGUGAGUGGAAGGUCCUUGCGGACCCACCAGCCAUUUCCCCAUUGAUCUUCCCUCACUUCUGCUUCAGCCCUCCAAACCACAGUGUUCCCUGCAAUCCCCACAAGUGGAUUCGGGCAGGCGGGGAGAAAGAGAGGAGAAGCAGGAAAGCCGUAUUGCACUCCACGUGUGUUUCUUCUUAAUCCAGUCCGUAUUUUAUUACAUCUUUAAAAUGAAGCACAGUAUUUAGGAUAUUGGGGCCAGUCUCUUACGAGCCAAUGCCCACAAGCUGACUUUCCAGAAUACUGGCUUUCCAGAAGCUGUAUUUUUUUAAAAAAACAAAACAGGUUUCAACAACUAGAAACUGCAAAUAUGCUUUUGUUUGGUUUACAGAAGUAGGAAGAGAGCCAUGGGACACGGGGCGAUUGGUAUGAAGGAGAAGACGGUUGCAGUGUAGGAAAGAGCAAUUACCCCUUUAUUUCUGGCCACUUAAAUUUAUUACACCAAGCCAAUUUAUGCCUGAAACUUCCGCACAGAGCAUCCAUACCCUAUCAGACUUUACCUGCCUCUGGUCAGCAUGAGAAAUGUACUUUUGGAUUCACAUCUAGGAGCCAUCAUUCCAGUGUCUAGGAAUUAAUGGUGUUUUCCUGGCUGUGAAACUCUCUAGAAAUCCCACCAUAACUAUCAAAACAGUUACCAGGGUGGGUGAUUAAGCUGAGAAAACUCACAUUGGAUAUAACUAAAUAAAUUUCUGGAGACUGUGUUGUGUAAUGUUUGUCUUGCAGAAAUCAAAUGAUCCUCCUUCUUUUUUAAUGGAGCAUUUCAAGAAGAUACAAUGAAUGCAUUCACCCCUCCCUUUUCGUAACGUCGAAGUUUGUCCGAUUUCUCGCACCGAUAAAGAUACCUCACCUGCAUUCUAACUCUCCAGUCUUUAGUUUGCAGAAAGCUGGAUGGGCUACGCAGGUCCUGGCUAUGGAAUACUGAGCCUGGUUGUCUCUGAAAAAUACAUUUGGUGCCUGGACUACAAAGGUGGCCUGUACUGCAGUGCUUUACCUAGUGCUGGUUUGCGAUGGCAGAAGUUUGAAGAUAAUGUCCAGCAGGUGGCAGUCUCUCCUUCAGGUUGGUUAGCCUGCCAUUCUUUUCAUCACCAUCAUCACCAUCAUCAUCAUUUUGCCUUCUGUACUCGGUUGGGGGGGGGGGUGGCUUCUGCAACUCUGCUGCAAAAGCCUCGUUGCAGCUUCCCUCUGUUUGAUUAAACUUCGUUUGCCUUUUCUUAUAUACAGAGAUCAUUCUUCCCGCAGACAAGGUCCAUGCGCGACCCUUGAAAUGAUUAUGAGCAACUUACAGAUCUCGGUGCAAGGGACGCGGGUGGCGCUGUGGGUUAAACCACAGAGCCUAGGACUUGCCGAUCCGAAGGUCGGCGGUUCGAAUCCCUGCGAUGGGGUGAGCUCCCCUUGUUCAGUCCCAGCUCCUGCCCACCUAGCAGUUCGAAAGCACGUCAAAGUGCAAGUAGAUAAAUAGGUACCACUCCGGCGGGAAGGUAAACAGCAUUUCCGUGCGCUGCUCUGGUUCGCCAGAAGCGGCUUAGUCAUGCUGGCCACAUGACCCGGAAGCUGCACGCUGGCUCCCUCGGCCUAUAGAGCGAGAUGAGCACCGCAACCCCAGAGUCGGUCACGACUGGACCUAAUGGUCAGGGGUGCCUUUACCUUUGCCUUUACAGAUCUCGGUAGCAGAACCAGUGCACUUCUGGUGCAUACUUCUAGAGGCCAGAAUUACGUUUGGAGCUGAGGUUAAUAGUCUGUUGCGUUAGUACAGAAAACAAAAGGCUGAGGGUAUCUGGUUGCAUGUUGCAGAAAAGCAGUCAAGCUUCCCUGAACUGUUCCACCAUAGGCUGCAAAUGGGCUGGUUAGGUUACAUGUUUCAGUGAUAAGAAGCCUGUUGGGUUGAAAUAUAACCUUCCCCUGGCAGGCUAGUACUCUCGCGUGGAGGGAUGAUUUUUUGCCAGGUGGAGAAGAACAUUUGGACAAACCCCCUCCAUGCACACCCAGCCUGAAGUGUAGUCUCGAAAAAGCGUUUUAUCAGUUCUCCUGAUUGUAUGUUCUGACUCUCCUACCUGCCCCUUAAGCUGUGCCUGAUUUUCUGUGACAAUUCUGUUCAACGUCUUUGGAAUUUUAGCAGUAUAAUACUACAGGGGGGCAAUGCUGGCUUAUUUUAUUUUUUUACCAGGGCUUACCAGGCAGCUCUCAGUUCAAAUAAAAACCUAGUCCACCUCAAACAAUUGUAAAAUAAUACGAUAAUGGUCUAAGUACUAAAAGCAGUGUGCCUUCUAAUGGUUUUAAGACCUUUGGGGGACAUUUCCAGCAAAACAUUUUGCAUCCACAGGGUGGAUAAUGAAAUUAUUCCAGUAACACAAGCGCAGAGUUAUACAGGCACAUCUUCAGUAGCGGGUCCUGUGAACUACCCCUGUGAAGGCCUUUGGGCCCUGCUUAAAGGAAAACCUUGCAAGCAACUUCUGUGGUUGUGCUGUCCAUAAAAAUGCUCUUUGCCAGUAUGUCAUUGCGGUGAGCUCCCGUUGUUCUGUCCCAGCUCCUGCCAACCUAGCAGUUUGAAAGCACACCAGUGCAAGUAGCUAAAUAGGUACCACUAUAGCGGGAAGGUAAACAGUGUUUCUGUGUGCUCUGGUUUCUGUCACGGUGUUCCGUUGCGCCAGAAGCUGUUUAGUCAUGUUGGCCACAUGACCUGGAAAGCUGUCUGUGGACAAAUGCCGGCUCCCUCGGCCUGAUAUUUGCUUUUGACUGGACUUAACCAUCCAGGGGUCCUAUAUAUAUACAGUGGUACCUCGGUUUAUGAACUUAAUUGGUUCCAGAAGUCUGUUCUUAAACCAAAGCCAUUCUGAAACUGAGGCGUGCUUUCUCUAAUGAGGCCUUCUGCUGCCGGUGCCCUUCCACCGUUCAGCUUCAGUUUGUAGACUGAGGUAAAUUUUGCUAACCAGAACACUACUUCCGGUUCUGAGGAGUUCGUAUACCGAACAGAUCGUAAACAGGCCUGUUCUUAAACCGAGGUACCACUGUAUAUUCCAUGAAAGUAGGUCUUUCAAGCUUUAAAAUGACUGUAACUAACGAAUAAAAUUGGAGCGCCUAAGAAGGUCCAGAGGUGUUCCCUUGCGCUAAACAUGAUUCAUCUGACUGAUGUGAGGCUCCUUCCUCAGGGACUCUUCUGUGGAAGGUUGAGCACAAAACCAAUAAAGCCUUUGCCUGUGGAAAAGUGACUAUUAAAGGAAAGCGUCACUGGUACGAAGCUUUGCCUGAGACAGCGUUUGUAUCUUUGAGUGAUGACACUGCCUGGAUUAUCCGAACAAACGGCGAUCUAUACCUGCAGACAGGUACCUUAGUUACUUGCUUUUUUGCUUCUUCUAGGGUGGUGGUGUUUCCCCCUCCGCCCCCCCAAAAAAGUGCAUUUUGGGAGAACCCUCUGGUUCUUUGGAAACUUCUCAAGGUUGUUACGAAGUAAAGCAGACAAUUUUCCUGCCAUUUCCCAUCCUCCUUCACCCCCUCCCCUUGCCAAGGCACAUCAUGACUCAAGUUAUUGAAAGCAGUGUUAUCGGAGGGCGCAGAUAAAUGUAGAUUUUUUUUAAAAAAAAACUUUUUUUUAAUGGUAAAUGUCACACAAGCAAAUAAGUAAGGAAGAUCAGUAGUAUUUAUUUAUUUAUUUAUUUAAAAACUUCAUUACCUGCUGGCAUUAACCAUAAGAAUAUUCCAUCAGUCCUGAUUAAAAUGUAUACAUUCAUAUAGAAAGUCCAAAUGUCUAAAGAGGUAUCUAAAAGAAAGGGAUGAUUGUGAGUCAUGCAUUCAUAUGUAAAAGGUGUAAGAUCUUCAGGCCACCGGGCGAUAGACGUUUUACAGCAGAAGUCUCUUAGGCACUGUAGAGGCUUGCAGAACCCACUUUCGUUGCCCACAGGAAUAUGAUUUAAGAGUGUGCGAACAUCCACAGAUAUCAAGGCUUUUUUCAGAAUGACAUUGAUAAGAGCAGUAAUUUCUGACCAGGAAGAAAACACCACAGGCCGUUCCCGGAAUGGAAUGUGCUAAGAGAGCACACUGUGAGCUUAAAGCAUGGCCAUAAUAACCACAGGAAGAUAAUUUAUGAACCCUGAAGGUGAGCACCGUAAGCAUAAAAAGUGAGUUAAUGCAAUUUAUUUCUACUCUGUAUUUUACUUGAAGGCCUGAGUGUGGAUCGUCCCUGUGCCAGAGCAGUAAAAGUGGACUGUCCCUAUCCGCUCUCGCAGGUCACAGCCAGAAAUAAUGUUGUCUGGGCAUUAACUGAGCAUCGUGCGCUUCUGUACCGCGAGGGGGUAAGCAGCUUCUGCCCUGAAGGGGAGCAGUGGAAAUGCGAUGUCAUCAGGUAAGCAGUGUUUAAUCAGCAGGUAUGUUCUGUAAUAGAUGUUCCCUGAUCUUGCAACACCUUAGUUUGGAUUUACACAUCGUUCGAAGGGAGCAUUGCAUCACGCGAGAAGGCCAGUUUCCUAAUCGGGGCAGUAGGUUUCAUUGACCUUGCGUUACAUUGCGCUCUGUUCUGAAACUGCACAAGAGGCUGAAAAGCAGAAGUUGUAUCAGCUGGCAUUUAAUAUUGCACAAUUUGAUAACAGCUGUUCAUUUAUGUGGUCAUGUUCCACCGAGUACUAAAAGCUGCUUUGAUUUACCUUCUUAGACGCAGGGCUGUGCGUUUUGAGGUGUUGGGUGGUGUAUGCACUGUGGAAGCUCAGCCAAGAGAUCAAGCUCACCACAGAAAACAGCUAUUUAGCAGAUUGUCUUUACAAGGCCAACUCCAGCAAACAGUUCAGUUGCUUGCAAAGUCCCGCAACUGAUAGAGUUCUCUGAGUUCUGAAGUCUGGAAAAUUUCCAAGUCCUUCCUCAGUACGAUCUCCUCUGAAUGCCUUCCCUUGGAUCCACGGUUCCAACAGAUAGCCUUGACAGUUCCUGCGAUCUCUUACCGUGACCCACACAAUAUGCUGCAACCUGAGCCAUACAUAUAUAUACUGUAUUUUUUGCUCUAUAAGACUCACUUUUUCCCUCCUAAAAAGUAAGGGGAAAUGUGUGUGCGUCUUAUGGAGCGAAUGCAGGCUGCGCAGCUAUCCCAGAAGCCAGAACAACAAGAGGGAUCGCUGCUUUCACUGCGCAGCGAUUCCUAUUGCUGUUCUGGCUUCUGGAAUUCAGAAUAUUUUUUUUCUUGUUUUCCUCCAAAAACUAGGUGCGUCUUGUGGUCUGGAGCAAAAAAUACAGUAUAUAGAGAGAGAGUUGUGUGCAAGGCUAAAACAAUAGCAUUCUACUGAACCUUUUUAACUUCCAAUUCACAGAGCUGUAAAUAAGUAAAUCAGAAAAAUUGGCAGGGCAUGGUACGGGCUGUAUAUUUGGGGAGGGUGGAAACACUUGUGUGCAAAUGUGUUGUGACUUUUGUUCGUUUUUGCAGUGAAAUGCAAGCUCUAGAGCCGGUGUGUGUGACUCUUGGAGACCAGCAGACCAUAUGGGUUUUAGACAUCCAUGGCAAUCUGUGGUUCAGAACGGGUGUUGUUUCCAAGAAACCACAAGGGGAUGAUAACCACUGGUGGCAAGUAGGCAUUCCUUCUUCUACUUUCAGUAAAUGCAGAGGGCAAAAUACAUACUUUGCAUGUGUAAGGUCCCUGAUGCAACCUGACCUAAAGGAUCUUGGAUCUGAGAAAAGCCUUUGCAUGAGACCUUGGAGAGCCACUACUGAUCAGAUGCUGGUCCGGUUUGCAUGUCAUGCUUAAGCCAAGCAUGAGAAGAGAUCGUGGACACUUUGAUCCUCCUCCGGUCCUGCUGCUCCCCCCUCCUGUCACAGUGCUGUUUGUUGAACCGUAGUUUGGCUUAGCCAGUCGUUCAAACCCAUGCUCUUGGUAUGCCCCACUGCAGACAAGCCACGAGGUGUAACCAUGGUUUGUUCUUGAUUUACAGCUCAUGGUUUGUUUGCAGGAAACAAAACCGCAAGCCUGGGGUCAGAUGACACACUAAGCCAUGUAUGUCCAGUGCAUCAAUUACGAUUGACUUGUAGAUCGCGCGAUGGAUCUUCGUCUAAAUCACCCUGCUUUACCCGACGUCCAGUCAGCUGGCCAGCCCAGAAAGGUGCGAGGCACCUCCCUCCCCCCCAAGCCUCAGCCCCGGGCAGGGAGGCAAAGAUGAGGUGUGGGUGCAGCUGUGGAGGUGCUCAGUCAGCUGGCCAGCCGGAAAAGGGAGCCAAGGGAAGGGCAGAGAGACAGUGACAUCCCUCUCCCCACUCCCGCCAGUUCCCAUGGGAAGAAAACACCCUCUCCCUCUUAGUUAUGCCUGGAUGCUGAACUUUCCUCACCUUUCCAGCUCCAGCCUAGCUGUGUUUACGCAGAAGUGAGCUGCUGCCCCCCUCCCUCCCCAAGGAGCUCUUCGUCGGUACAGGGGCAAUUGGUCAUUUUGGGGCAUGUUGCUUUCCCACGUGCACCAAGAGCCCUGGGAAGGGGCUGGUGUAGGGGUAAUAAUUUGUAAUUAUUUUUAUUAUCAUCAUCAUCAUAAUUUAUUAUUUAUACCCUGCCCAUCUGGCUGGGUUCCCCCACCCAAAUAUAAUAUGUUUAAGUUGAAGAAUGACUGUGGGAGAGCGUGGUACAUCACUGCCAGAUUUUGAUACUUGAUGGUGGAUCGCAACCUAUUAGAAUUUGGACGUGCCUGCGCUAAGCUAAACCAUGGCUUAGCACACCACAGCAACAGGACUGGAGGAGGAGAAUAAUAAUAAUAAUAAUAAUAAUAAUAAUAAUAAUUUAUUAUUUGUACCCUGCCCAUCUGGCUGGGUUUCCCCAGCCACUCUGGGCGGCUUCCAUAGAAAUCAAAAAACACUAAAAUAUCAUACAUUAAAAACUUCCCUGAACAGGGCUGCCUUAAGAUGUCUUCUGAAUGUCAGGUAGUUGUUUAUCUGUCUGCUCUCCAGGAGCCUGCUGUUCACAGUAAGGUCACAACCACACCAUACAUAUAAAGAACUCUUAUUCAUGGCUUCCCUCAAAGCAUCCUGGCUGAGGAAGCCCCGUCCCAGAGAAAGUGUCUCUGGUGGCACAGGGGCUGGUGCUCAGCAGCCACUUCUGACAUUUUUGACUCGCUUUGAGUUUGUAUAGAACUGUAUUACUUAUAUGACAAAUUUGUUUUCUGUGUUAUUUAUAUGCUGUUGUGCUUUUGAUGUGACUAUAGCGAUUGUAACGUUUGCUCAUUUUUAAGGUGGUUAUUGUUGAGCUGCUCAACAUAGUUGUUGGGAAAUUGAAGUACUACAAAAAUAGAGUCAAAUUAAAAACAAUCCGAUCAGCCCUGGGAACUGCAGGGUCUCCUUGCAAUUCUUGGCUCCCUUAACAAACUAUAGUUCCCCAGGAUUCUCGGGGGGGGGGGGGAGAGCCAUGACUGUUAAAGUUGUUUUUGCAGGGAUUGUAGUGUGGAACUGCCAACAGACAUGGCUUUAUAUAUGACUUCUCUUAUAGGUUAGUUCCUAAACGCAAGAUAAAGGAGUCUAUCUGGUCCUGUUCCCAUUAGAGCCACUGAAGAAAAAAUAGAGAUAAAGAACUAAACUCACAUUUAUCUUGCUAAGUGAGGUAUCUGAGCUUCUUCCUUUUGCUAGUCGCAGUGUUCUCACAAACCUUCACUAAUCUCCAGCUGUGGAGUGAGACAAAUGUUACUGCUUCCCCUUUGCAAAAUAUCAGCCCUGUUACUUGGAUUUUCUUGUCAGGUGUAGGGUUUUCUCCCUACUCCCCCCCCCCCCCCGUUGUUUUUGCACAUACUUUCUCAAAAGGAACAGCUUGGCUGCUUGCCUUUGAUGUAGCAACCAACCCUUCCAAACGAACUGAGGUGCCCCUUUGCAGUUUUCACUAAUCUACACAUUGUUCUGCUAGGAUAUUUCAGAGCCACCUAAUUUUUUGAUUAACAGCACUCCAGAUUGGAGAUCUACAGUGCUUGUUUCUUUGUCACCUCUCUGGUUCCGAAGCAUAAAACCAAAAUGCAUAAAACUAAAAACAGCUUCAAGAGCGUGGCAAGCAGAAUUCAGUAUUACACAAACUGCCUCCUGCCCGUACUCACUAUUUGUUGUUGCCAGUAGCCAGAAUAACUGCAAAUAUUCAGGAAGGGCAAUAACCCGAUUGUACAUCAUAUGCGGGUGGCGCUGUGGUCUAAACCACAGAGCCUAGGGCUUGCUGAUCAGAAGGUCGGCGGUUCGAAUCCCCGUGACGGGGUGAGCUCCCGUUGCUCGGUCCCUGCUCCUGCCAACCUAGCAGUUCGAAAGCACGUCAAAGUGCAAGUAGAUAAAUAGGUACCACUCCGGCGGGAAGGUAAAUGGCGUUUCUGUGUGCUGCUCUGGUUCUCCAGAAGUGGCUUAGUCCUGCUGGCCACAUGACCCAGAAGCUGUCUGCGGACAAACGCCGGCUCCCUCGGCCUAUAGAGUGAGAUGAGCGCCGCAACCCCAGAGUCGUUUGCGACUGGACCUAAUGGUCAGGGGUCCUUUUAUCUUUAUGCUUUGCAUGUAGAAGGUCCCGGGCUUAAUCCUCUGCAUUUCCAGAUGGGGCUGGGCGAGACCCCCACCUGAAACUCUGGAGAGCCGUUACCAGUCAGUGUAGACCAGUCUUCAACCUGGGUUCCCAGAUGUUCUUGGAGUAGCACACUCAUAUUCCACGGCCAGCUGAGCCCAUUGGGUGAGGGAUGAUGGGAGUUGUAGUCCAUCAACAUCUAGGAAGCCAAUAUUGAAGAACACUAGGUAGGCAGCUUCCUAUGUUUCUGUUGGACACAAUGCAGACAAAGUGAGGGUGGCCUUUGGUUUGGACUCAGUCUGGCCCUUAUGUUUCCCUCCCCUUAUGGUUUUGAUCUAUGGGCUACUAUUAAAAUGAGGCUGUAUUUUAAAUUUUAUUUCUAACCUGUAUUUUAAAUUGGUGUCCGUCCGUCCCCCCCUUAUUAUGUUUUUAUUGUAAUUUUACUGGUGUUAGCCGCCCUGAGCCCGGCUCUGGCCUGGGAGGGUGGGGUAUAAAUAAAUUAUUAUUAUUAUUAUUAUUAUUAUUAUUAUUAUUAUUAAAAAGUCCCGCUGAUUUCAAAUGUCGAUUUUUCUCCUCUUGAAAUCAGAGAGACUCACAAACCUCAUUGAUAAUACAUUGGGACUUUGCCUAUUAUCCAGUCUUAUCUUUCUCUUUCGCUGACCUGGUUCUUUCCGUACAUUUCCCCCCCAGGUAAGCAUUACGGAUUACGUAGUGUUUGACCAGAGCAGCCUUUUCCAGACCAUCAUCCAGGCAACCCAGACAGUAGCCACAGCAGCUCAGGCCCCUGUCGAGAAGGUGGCAGACAAACUCCGCACGGCUUUCUGGCCACAGCCGCUUCAGUGUCAGCCGAGUCUUCUUGCCGUCAGCAGCGGCGGCGUCUGGAUCUCGUCAGGGAAGAACGAGUUUCACGUAGCGAAGGGAAACCUCGUAGGUAGGCGCGCUUUUGGUUGCUGGCUUCUGUUUGCAAAAGGCGAAGCCAGGCGGUUUGUCCACAUUAAGCAGCACAACAGUGUGACUUCAUUCAUACCAACUGCUUAGAAAUGGAAGACUCCCUGAACCUCCCAUGGCAGCAGAGCGUGAGACUCUUAAUCUCAGGGUUGUGGGUUUGAACCCCACAUUGGGCGAAUGAUUCCUGCAUUGCAGAGCGUUUGACUAGAGGACCUUCAAUGUCCCUUCCAACACUAAAGUUCUGUGAGAAACGGUGGUCAACCUCUUUGGUAAUUCUGCCAUUCAAAAGUGGGCAAAAGCAGAAGCUUUUCUGAAGCUUUUCAGAAGCUUUUCACCAUAUUCUGAGUAAUACAUAUUUUUGGAAACAUCACCUUGAGUGGAAACUCUACUCCAUAUCCACAGCAAUUUUCAUUAUAUGAGAGAGAUGAAUGCAUAGAUGAUGGUGAUGAUGAAUAUUAUGACAAAUAAUAAUAUUGACUAAUAAUAAUAAUAUGACAAAUAAUAUUAGUCACUUUUUUUUCAGAAAGGAGAACUCAGAGCAACUUACAAAAGCAAAUAAAGAUGUUUCUGCCUGGCACCUAAAAACAGAUAGUGAUGGUGAUGCCAAGUGUGCCUCACAGAGCAUUCCACAAACAGGGGGCCAUCCCUGAGAAGGCCUGCUCUCACACCUCCCUUGGAGGGAAGGGCCUAAGAUGAGAAUUCCAUGGUGUACAGAAUAAAAACUUGGAGCAGGAAUCUCAGGAGCACCAGAAGAGUUUGGGAGAAAGCUGGCUGUUUCCAUGCUAAGACUAUUCUUCCUUCCUUCUCCAGGUACUUAUUGGAAUAACGUCGUGCCUCGCGGCACUGCUUCGGCCACAAAAUGGGCGUUUGCGUUGGCUUCCGCAGCUCCAGCAAAAGAAGGUAACGUCUAUCCCGGGGCUGCCUUGCCUUGCUUUUUCUGACACACCGGCGAAAGAUAACAAGCUCUUUGCAUCAAUAUACUCCAUCCAUUGAUAUCGGCAGGUUUUUCUAAGGGCAUUAAUGUGUACUGGACACAGGGGCGGAGGAAGGGGGUGCGAUGGGGGUGGGCCGUCCCAGGGGUAAAUACUGAGGGGGGGGUGACAAAAUGCCGGGCGGCACUCAACACGGAGCCUGCUUCGAAACGGUCCGCCUGCCACCUCCCCCUCAGCUGUAGUGUGGCUGAGUGGGAGGAGGCAGGCAGACUCCUCGGAGGCCUGUGGAGCGGUUUGCCCCAGCUCGCCCCGCCCUGUGAGCGGCUGGCCCUGCCCCUAGGCACCGAGCACGUGACCGCCCCAGGCGCCCAAUCGGCUUCGUCCGCCUCUGACUGGGAGGGCCUUGCAGAGCCAGGCAGAGGCCCGGGCCAGGUAGAUAAUGUGGCCCCCCCUUUUUUUUUUACCCUUGGGAUAAUUGAAGUCUAAUAAAUAAGUAAGUAUAUAAACAAUUUUCACAAAAGUUAUGCUGACAUAUAAUUUUAUUUCAAGGCUUGAACCGUAUCUGCAUAAAAAGACAAAAUGGAAAAUACAAUAGUGCUUUUUAAAAAUACACAGGGGAAAGGAUUAUUUUAAGUAUUUACAUUUAAAAUGCUUUCCUAGUUUUCUUUUCUGCAAAUUCUUGAAUUACGCAGGAAAAAUCAAGCAACUUCGCCUUAUCGUGGUUUAUGUUUAUCAUUGCGAUAAGAAAGCCAACACACUUAUCUUUAAGAUAUGUGUGGUUUUAAUUUAUUGAAACAAGAUUUCAAACAAAAACUCACCAACUUUUAACAGCAUCAAAAACAUGGUCCACCAUCACGUUUGCGGCGCACUGGCCGCUGGAGCCUUAGUCGCCUCCACCCACCCGGCGCCCGUUCCGCACUCCUCUGCAGAGCUGAUCGCAGGCCCCACCCCAGACGCCAGGGAAACUUUUCUCUUGUGCUGCCAGCCAGCCAUGGCCCCAGGGAAUCUGCCCACCACCGCCACUGCCUUUGCGCCUCCGCAUUUGCCCCAGUGCAUCCCCUGCGAUUGUGAAUAUGCAGACUGAGGCCCCCUUUGGAAUCGGAGGCUCGGGCCAAGUGGCCCAUAUGGCCCCCCCUCUGUCUGGGCCUGCUGACUGGACAGAAAGGAAGGGCAGACCUGAAGAAUGGCUUCUAACCCCAUGGCUUAGCCUUUGCUCUGCACUGCGGCACAAGUAGGAAAAAGAGCGCAGGUCACCCUAGCCAGUCCCAUAAAUAAUCAUUAAUGUGGGCAGUUAAGAUUUAAGGUUCACAAACAAUUAACAAAAAUGAAGCAUUAAAAGUGUGUGGUCUACUUUCGGUUCACACACACAGACAGACAGACACACGGUAUUAAUUGCGCUCACUUAAGCCAAACGAAGUCUGCAUCUUUGAUUUUCACAUUCCCGUGUUCCUUUGGUGGUUAAGCUGGUGCCUUGUCUGCACUGCAACAGUUCUUUUGGUUGUGUGAUGGAGUAACCCUGAGCAGAGAAGGGCAGGAGGGAUGUUCCACCACUUUCCAAAACCUCGCUGGCUUGCACCAGCCAGAGCAGGAGCUGUGUUGUAUGUGGCGUGGGUGUUUUCCCUUCAGCCCUGAUGAUUAGCAUGUGUUUAAUUCCAUCACUCCCAUUAUUGAAACCAACAGAGCAUUGGUGAGAUUAUUCACAGCAGCUCCAAGCUGGCAGAGCUAGUGAGCCUAAUUGCGGGUUCUCUCAGAGGAACAAAAGAGUUUUUGGAUCCAAGGCUGCCCAGAAUGCAUUGCUUCAGAAAUUAGCACUGGCUAGUGCUGGCUGAAAUACAGGCAGUGGUAGAUCUGGACCCAGAGUUUUCUGCAGAUGUUGCAGGGGCUUCUGCCACAGUUGCAUAGGGUGGAGGACAGAGGGAUACUACAAUUAUUAAACCAUCGGUGGAGAGGCACUUCUUCCCCAUCCUAACUCAUUUCAGCCAGUGGUUAGGAUUGUUUGAGGGCAGUGCUGAUAUGCCAAGAGUUCCUGGCUGAUUAAGCAGCAUAGGAAAUUGUCUUCUCCUGAAUCAGACAGUCAAGCCCACUAUUGUCACACAGCGUGGCAGUUCCAGGCAGGGUCUGUGCUUGGCCUGGAGAUGCCAGGAAUCUCCUGCAUGCAAAGCAUGAUGAUGAUGAUGAUGAUGAUGUAAAGGUACCCCUGACCGUUAGGUCCAGUCAUGGACAACUCUGUGGUUGCGCGCUCAUCUCGCUGUAUAGGCUGAGGGAGCGGCGUUUGUCCACAGUCAGCUUCCAGGUCAUGUGGCCAGCAUGACUAAGCCGCUUCUGGCAAACCAGAGCAGCGCAUGGAAACGCCUUUUACCUUCCCGUCAGAGCAGUACCUAUUUAUCUACUUGCACUUUGACGUGCUUUCGAACUGCUAGGUGGGCAGGAGCUGGGACUGAACAAUGGGAGCUCACCCCGUUGUGUGGAUUCGAACCGCUGACCUUCUGAUCAGCAAGCCCUAGGCUCUCUGGUUUAGACCACAGCACCACCCGCAUCCCUUACUGACUUACUUACUUAGUUAUUUAUUUAUUCAUACAUACAUACCCCGCCGAUCUGGCUAGAUCAAACACUAAAAACUUCCCUAAACAGGACUGCUUUCAGAUGUCUUCUAAGAUAGCUGCUUAUUUCCUUCACAUCCACAGGGCGGGCGCCGCUACCGAGAAGGCCCUCUGUCUGGUUCCCUGUAACCUCACUUCUCGCAGGGAGGGAGCCUCCAGAAGGCCGUCAGAGUUGGACCUCAUUGUCCGGGUUGAACAAUGGGGGUGGAGAUGCUCCUUCAGGUGCAUUAGCUCCCUGAGCAACUCUGGAAAACUCAUUGUGUGUGUUGAUUUGCCAGACAUAAAAAAACCUCGCUUCCAGUAAAUGGUCUUGUGUAAAACAUAUAGCAUGAAAUGAAGCAAGUACAUACUUAAACUGUGGAGCUCCCUACCCCAAGAUCUGGUGAUAGCCACGAACUUGGAUGGCUUCGAAAGGAGGUUGGACAAAUUCAUGGAGGAUAAGGCCACCAGUGGUUACUAACUGUAGUAGCUCUACAUUACCUCCAGGACCAAAAGCAGCACGUCUCUGAAUACCAGUUACUGGGGAGCAGCAGUACAGCAGCAAAAGGGUAUUUCUUUAUGUCUGCUUCUUGGCUUCCUGAACUUGGAUGGGCCUUUGGAAUGAUCCAGCAAGACUCUUACAUUACUAAGCAGCUAUCUUUCAGCCUCAGCCUUCCCAUCUGCAUUAUGGGGAUAAUGCUGUCCUACCGUACAGGGCUAUUUUGCCAAGAUACUGUAAAAUUUAUAUAGUGCUUGACUGUGUUAAAAGCAUUGAAGCAAAGUUUAUUGAGCGCACAGUAGAAAUAGUACUAAUACAGUCAUACCUCUUGUUAUGUUCGGUUCAGGUUAUGUUUUUUCAGGUUGCGUCCCGCGGCGACCUGGAAGUAACGUAACGGGUUACUUCCGGGUUUCGCUUCUCACGCAUGCACAGACGCUCAAAAUGACGUCGCAUGCAUGCGCAGAAGCGGCGAAUCGCAGCAUGCGCAGAUGCGGGUUGCGUUCUGCUCAUGUUGUGAACGGGGCAAUUAUUUUCUACAUUCAAUCUAGGUUUGAAUACUGAUACUUAGACACUGAAUGGUUUUGUAACGGCAAAGGCUUCUGGAAAAUCAGAUUUAACCCUGAAAGUGUUGUCCCUCCCACAGGAAGCUUUCUGUGGUUGUGCCAAAGCAACAAGGAUCUCUUUUGUGUCAGUGACCAAAACCCGCAGUUUCAUCCUUCGACUGUUCAGCUACCCCCCGAUGACGAAAUAGAAUACUAUUCAGCCUGCCAGGAUGCCAUAUGGAGCCUGAACCACCUGGGACGAGUCUUCAUAAGGACACUCUCGCCAAAUUGCCCAACUGGGAUGCACUGGACCAGACUGGACCUUGCCCAGUUAGGUAAGACUCCUUGUGAGCUCAUUUGUCACAUGCAAAUUUCCCGACUUAAACACAGACUGACGGGGAGCAUUUCCUCUGCAUACCUGGUGAGUAUUUGAACACAAAAUUGCUCUGACCUGUGAAACCUAUGUUUAAAGCAUUAAACAUGGACAUAUUCUGGUAGCUUGGCUUCAUAGAAUUCUUUGCUAUCUUAAUAUCAGAGAAAGGGUAGGACAGAGAACUGCAGGGCCAUUUUGACUUGGCCGGUUUUUGCUGAUGGAAAGAAAAGAUGAUCCAGAUUUUCAAAAAAGCAGAAUAAAGGUGCCAUCGGAGCAAGGUGUGAUGUGCAUCCUUUGGGAGCAUCCUUGUGUGGACAUCCCACAGGAGCGAUGGGGAACCUGUGAUCCUCACAUCAUCCCUGACCUUUGGCCAUGCUGGCUGGAGCUGAUGAUAGUUGGUAGUCGCAACAGUAUAUGGAAGGCUAGAGGUUCCCUUUUCCUGCCCUACAGGAUGAAGGUAGAUCAAGAAUUAAUGCUAUCCUGGCCCACAGAGGAUCAGGAUGUCUGCCACUUCCCUGUGGGUCUGUCCCACUUCUCCAGCUGUGAUAAAACUGGAAAGGGUUUCUUUCCAUAUGAAGGUUUCCUGCCCACCAAUAUCUUGCAUGCUUGUGGGUUGCGGUGUGUUAAAGGGAAAACUGGAUGAGCUCAUCUUUCUUUAAAAGAAAGCAAAAAGUCUACUUCAGAUGUGCACUCUGGAAAUCAAACUCAAGGCAAGUAACACCUGAUGAAAUGGCAUUAGCAAAUAAGAGGCUUAAAAUAGCGUGCCAAUAGGUUUUGAAACAUCUCUUGAGUAGAUUUCUGAGGCAUAGCAUUUGACGUGAUCAGAGCUGCCCUGUCAUAUCCCGGAGUUCCAAAAAAUGAAGCGGGAUUCGCUUUGACAGUGUGCUAGUAAGCAGAAAGAUUUGUUUCUCUGGAUGAGCAAUUAGCAUCAGCUUUGGAGAAAGGAGGAAAAACCCAAGGUGGAAUAGGAAAACAAGCCGAAAACGUUACAUAAGAGAAGUGCGCAUUUGGAUAUCAGGUUGUGCUGCAUAUGUAAAUAAGUGCCCAGCGAGGCAGAGCAGGUGAUAUGUGACCCCUUGUUCAGAGAGCCCUGAUGCUUAGCUAGAUCAAAACCAACAGCUGAACCGCUGAGGUCCAAAGCCACCGUGAUCCAGGAUGUCUGUGCCGGGAGGAGUAACAAGACUUUAUUUUAAAUAGCGCUGCUGAAUGUCAGACCCAGAGGAGCAGCAGAAUUAUGCUGAUGACUCUCUUCCCCACCCCACGGCUAUUUUGAGCCGGGCAGGUCUUAUGCAACGGUGCUAAAAUAAAGAUCGAAUGCAAGAAGAAACUAUAUGAGAAUAAGCUAGGAGAAGUCAGGUGCUCAACACCUUGCUUGUUUUAACCCAUUUCAAAUAAAGCCACUUUAAAUUGUCAUUUUAUCACUUAGCAUAUUGGUAUCCCUUUCAACCUCUAGGGAACCUUGGGACAUUUCUGAGCUACCACUCCCCCCUCCCCCCCAUUUCCUCUGUGGUCUCUUUCUUUGACGUACAGUGGUACCUCGGGUUAAGUACUUAAUUCGUUCCGGAGGUCCGUUCUUAACCUGAAACUGUUCUUAACCUGAAGCACCACUUUAGCUAAUGGGGCCUCCUGCUGCUGCCGCGCCGUCGGAGCACGAUUUCUCUUCUCAUCCUGAAGCAAAGUUCUUAACCCGAGGUACUAUUUCUGGGUUAGCAGAGUCUGUAACCUGAAGCGUAUGUAACCCGAGGUACCAGUGUACAUGUGGGCUUCUCCCAUUUGUGCAGGAGUUUCUAGACUGCAAGCUCAGGACAGAGCUGGUGCCAUUUCCCUCAACUGGAGAGAUUUUAUCUUUGUUCUGUACAUGAAGGAAGCGAGUGGUAGUUCUUUUGACUACCACAAGACCAACAAUGCAGAUACAUAUUCCCCCCCCCCCGAUAGGUUUUCCCCUCAGUGAAUCCUUUCUUUCUCUCCCUACAGACCUAUUACUUAAUUCAGUUUAUAGUUUCUUUCUUUUCUGCCACGCACACCUGUGGUGCGAAGGCCUUUUUUUAAAGCCACAACCUGCAUUCUGCCACGGCCAUUUUGAGGAGAAGAGCACAGAUUCCAUUUUUGCACUCAGGGAGAGAAGCCACGGGUUUGGCUUAGCAUGUUGGCCGAACAUCGAGUCGUAGUCAAAGUUUGUCCUUGCCUACAGCUCACGGUUAGAAAGGAGAGACCUUUGCCAUGAGCCUCAGUUCAGACAGCAACCUUAGCCCAACCUUGGCUUAGCCUAACAUGGGAUUUUUUAAAAGAGAGAGAGAGAGAUUAGAGCAAAGUGACUGUCAGCUCUUCUCUGGUAUCCCAUACAUUUGUGUGGCUGAUUUGCCUUGCUGUGAUGUGAGAACGAAGCCAUUGACAAGAGAUGCAAAAAAACCCCCCUCCACGCCAUUCCUGCUCUCCCAUAGAACAGGAUGCCGCUUCCAAUUCUGUGAUACUUGAGAAUGUUAAACUGCCAUCGCAUUCUUUUAAAGUACCUUAAAGUACUACAAGGGAGGUGGAAAUUUGCCUGUGGCUUAUGUGGCGGAAUGGCAUGUUCCUUGCUCGUAGAUCUUUUUUUUUUUUUUUUGUAUUUUAUUUUUAGUAAAUUUUAUUUUGCUUUAAACAGACAAAUAUAAACAACCAAAAUUACAAAAGAAAAAUCCUUAAUAAUGGAAAAGGCUAAAAAAACUACAAAAAAUAUCAAAGUACAUGGUAUAGAACAUAAGCCGUUAUGGGAAAGAAAAAGGAAAGGAGAAGGAGAAGGAAGAAAAAAAGGGGAGGAAAUGAGCCAAAACACAAGAAGGCUUGUCUAUUGUACGCUUCUGUCAAGGUCACAACAGAUCAUUAUUCUUAACAGUUCUCUCUGUCUGCAUUCCAUAGAAUCCCUCAUCUUGGUAUCAGGGAACAUUUCCCAAUGCGGUAUCAUUCUAAACAUAACCAGGUCUUUAUUGAUGAACCCUUAUCCCCUAGAUAAUUAUUUAAACGUUCCCAUUCUUCCUUCACCAUCUAGUUCUUAACGCAACUCAGUUUUUUAGACUUCUCUUUCUCCCCCAUCCAGGUGUUUCUGCUACAAAAUACAGAAGCGCUAGACAUGAUAAGGUUGGCCUUGGCUUAUAAACCGUAGGUGCUUUCCCCCCCUUUUUCCUUGAAGUGCCUUUUUCAGUGUAAAUAGCAUAGCUGAAGUUUCUAGGAACAAGUGCUCUUGCUGAUGGAUGACUGCCUAAUGACCUGAGAGAGUCGCUUCACAGCUUUACACUUUUCUAUUUCAGUCCUCGGGGAAGCAGCAAAGUUAUGAUGCUGCCGUACGGCUGAAAAUAAAAAUAACCUGUUGAUGGCACAGUCGUUUUUUGGAGAAGAGCUCCUUGCUUGUGUUGCAUGCUAGAAAUGAAAGCAGGCUAACUCUGAAAUACUUGUUCCACAGUUCGGCAGCCACUGUUUGCUAGUAACAUUUGGAAUGUUAAGCACUAACAUGUAUUUAUAGACCUGGUCUGUAAGCACGACCGGCUCCCUGGGAGAGUUCACUUGAGGUCAUGUGAAAAGUUGCAUCUCUAGUUUAGACCAAUCGCAUUGCAUGAAGGGUCCCGCCCCCACCCCCACCUGUUCCUCUUUGAAAAUCAUCGUUUUAAAUGUCAGUGAUUUGUGGACUACAUUGUGUCCUGUUAUCCUAAGGCACUUCAUAGAAGGGACCACAAGAGUCAUCUGGUUCAGUCUCCUGCAAUGGAGGAACAUCUUUUGGCCCAUUGUGGGGCUCGAUCCUGGAAAUAAGAGUCUUAUGCUGUACCAAGUGAGCUAUCCCGCAAACCAACUUCAGUGUUGGUGCUGACCUUUAAAGCCCUAAAUGGCCUCUGCCCAGUAUACCUGAAGGAGCGUCUCCACCCCUAUCGUUCUGCCCAGACACUGAGGUCCAGCGCCGAGGGCCUUCUGGCGGUUCCCUCACUGCAAGAAGCAAAGCUACAGGGAACCAGGCAGAGGGCCUUCUCGGUAGUGGCGCCCUCCUAUCAGAUGUCAAAGAGAUAAACAACUGCCUGACAUUUAGAAGACAUUUGAAGGCAGCCCUGUUCAGGGAAGUUUUUAAUGUGUGGCAUUCUAAUGUAUUUUUAAUCUUUGUUGGAAGCUGCUCAGAGUGGCUGGGGAAACCCAGCCAGAUGGGCGGGGUACAAAUAAUAAAGUAUGAUGAUGAUGAUGAUGCAGAAAAGGACUCGCUAAACAAGCAGAAUCAACAUCUUACAUUGCACCUGCCACCAGCCAGCUCUCAUACUUGUUUCGCAUUGCUAACAAAGUGAAAUGUUAUAUGCCCUCCUUAUGGUAGACAUAGUAUUCUCUUGUGUAAAUGAUUCAGUUCAGGUGAAUUCUCCCAAGUAGUGGCUACACAUGGGGCGGGAGCAAGGGAGCCAGUGGAUCCUUCUUGCCCGUCUUGCACUCAGACUCUGCAAAAGUCAAUGCAUGGGUCUAACAUCUGCAUGAGGGUCUUGCAAACACAAGUCUAACUCGUUCUGUCCGUUCCCUGGAUGGCACACAAGAUGUCCAUGCAGUUCAGGCCUGGAUUUUCUGCUGAGAGGGUCCAUAUUCUCACAUACAUCCAGUGAGAGGUAAUCUGUAGCGUUGGAAGAGACCCCAAGGGUCAUCUAGUCCAACCCCCUGCUGUGCAGGAAUCUUAACUAGAUCAUGCAUGACAGGUGGCCAUGCAACCUCUGCUUAAAAAGAACCUCUAAGGAAAGAGAGUUCGCCGCCCAUCGUUUUUCUUUGUAGUCUUAAGUGUCCAUGAGAGGCUCUGAUUUUUUUUUUUUUUAGUGCAACGGCAGCAUUGGGGGAAGGAGUUUCCAGCCCUCCCCUCUCCCCUUGCACCCCUGCCUUCGUGGUCUGACUCCCUUCCUCCUGAAGCUGAUUUAGGGGGAAACGAAGGGGGAAACGCAGAGUAGCUUUGUAGUUUGACCCUAACUAGCGUCAUAAAUCAGAAUUGAAGAUGGCUGGUUGAAUGACUGGGUGCCCCUCUUCCUCUCUUUUUUCAAUUAGGUGCUGUGAAACUUAAAAGUUUGGCAUGUGGCAAACAGCACAUCUGGGCCUGUGACAGCGGUGGCGGAAUCUACUUCCGGGUUGGGACACAGCCCCUGAACCCCAGUUUGAUGCUGCCUGCAUGGAUCAUGAUUGAGCCACCAAUCCAGGUAGAAAAACAAGUUGCCUUGUUUUUUAAUUCCAAACCAUCAGAAUGCCUAAAUCCAGCUGAAAAAACACGUAAACGUAAUAGGCUGUAUGGUAACAACUGCAAAGUUAUUUACUAGAAACUACUUCUCAAAAAUUAGAUACAGCUUCUCAUAGUGUCAAAAUCAACCUUGUGACAUCAUAUAUUAAAAUGUAGCUUAUUCAGUUGACAACCAAGUCCAGUAUGUACAAAAUACAAAUCCUAUUAUGUCAGUGCCGUAAUACAUUCAUUCCUAAUUUCUUCAUCUUCUCUUGUAUUUUACCUCGCCUGAGAACCUGUUAUAAAUAAGUUCCAUGUAGCUGUUAUAUACAGUACUGAACUAUGCACAGCUGAUGAAGCCCCUUCGGGCGAAACAGGGGAAUAUUCAGGAAUCCUUCUCUUGUCUGUCUGUGCCAGCAUCUACCAGUGCCAGUUUCUUUUGUCUACCAACUUUAUCAUCUUCAUUAGACACUUAGAAGAUUAUUUCAUGUCACUCUUCUAAGGAAUACGUCAGACAGAAAAACAGAAGAGAAGAUGAAGAAAUCAGAAAUGAACGUAUUACUGCACUGACAAAAUAGGAUUUGUAUUUUGUACAUACUGGACUUGGUUGUCAACUGAAUAAGCUACAUUUUAAUAUAUGAUGUCACAAUGUUGAUCUUGUUUUUAAUUCAGCCUCUAAUCUUUAGGCCUUCUGACAUGAAAAGAUUCCAAUUCUUCAGUGGCGGCAAGUGAAGAUUCUCAGGUCUGGGAAUGCUGUGGGGCAGGAGGGAGGGCUCAGCUAUGGACUUAAGGCUGUCAUAGACUUGGUAAUAUUUAGUAGAAGAUUGAGAUACCAGAAUGAACACUGGUGUGCAUGGUCAGAGCACCAUUCUGUCUUUCCAGCAUAGAUCCUAGCUGAAUUCCUGCAUCUGUUUUUGAAGUGGACCGUGGGGUAGCCUUUAAUGGGGGGAAACUGGACUUCUGUAGCUGGAGGUGAACUUGAUACAACCUGGUUUCUCCUCCUGUCUUGAUAUCCCAUUUCCCCCCCAAAACUGGAAAUUCUUCCUUUUUUGCCAAACAUCAGCAAUGCCUAAUGCAGUUGAUCUCAAAGAGCAAAGAAUUUGGGCUAUUCCCCGCCCCCAACCUUCCAGAGAAGUAAUCUCUUGGUUACGUAAUAGCAUCUGGGAGAAUUCCAGUUCAUUAGGCCAAAUGGGUAUAAGAAAAUGUAAAAAAGUGCAACUUCAAAUUGCCUAACGCCCCAAAACCCAGCUCAAAUCUAGCUUUCGGCCAACAGAUGUUAGCAGGCGAGUGUCUUCUUAGCAAGUCAUUCAGCAAGCUUUGCAGAACCCCAGUUAAUGUCAUUUGGGCUGCACCUCACUGACUUGACCUAGGAAGUUACGUUACAUCAUGUUCACAGCAAUGGGCAAAAGAAGGAAUGGCACAGAGCAGGCGGGGAGGGUGAGAGAGGGGUGUUGCCAAGGCUUUCAGUGGCUUCAAGUACAACCCUGCUCUCAGAAUACAGCCUCUGCCAUCAUUGAGGCAGGACAGCCUGAUCCUUCAGCCAGAUAGAAUAAUUUGCUGUUCCUCAGAACUUGUGAGUCAUGAAAUUUGCCUGCAAGUGGCUGACUUUUCGUCUUUAGCUGCACCGCUUGUGUAACACUCCAAAAUUCUAGGGCAACACGACUUCUGUCAGGGUUGAUAUGGAUCAUAAAUCUGUCGCCUAAAAUAACAUCGCCUUUCUUGGAUUUUCGCCGGUGAUUUGAGUAACUAGACCUUACCUCUCCUUGUGAAUCUGAGCCUUGGCUUUAAAUGCUGGCUUAUAACUGAUAAAUAUGCACAUGUUCCUUUCAUCGUGUUCUCUCCGCAGCUUGUGGGAUGACUCCUGACCCCUCUCAUGUGAAAGCAGAUUGGCUGUUUACCAUCCUGUUUUUCUGUUUGCUGAGCCGAGAUCAGCAGUCAGCAAAAUGACAGGCCAGGGAGCUAUUAAAAUAUGGAACAGUUGUUUAUCAAAACAUAGCCUGUUCUGCUCUGGAUGUCUAACAGUAUACAAACAAGCUGUCAGAAUGCCCUUUUGCUCUGUGAGAAGUGCACUUUUAAAUCUCUUGUCAGGUUUGAGAAAAAGUCUGUUCUCUGCUCCGGCAUUUGAGCAUCCCAGAAGUAAAUCCAUUGUCUCUUUGUUUUCAUUCAUCACAAUGGCAUUUCUAUACUUUUACCAUGUACAGUGGUGCCCCGCAAGACGAAUGCCUCGCAAGACGAAAAACCCGCUAGACGAAAGGGUUUUCCGUUUUUCAAUGCGCUUCGCAGGACGAAUUUCCCUAUGGGCUUGCUUCGCAAGACGAAAAUGUCUUGCGAGUCUUGAGAUUUUUUUCGCUUUCCCCCCCCUUUUUCUAAGCCGCUAAUAGCCUUUUAGCCGCUAAGCCUUUAAUAGCCGCUAAACCGCUAAUAGCGCUAAUCCGCUAAGCCGCUAAUAGGGUUGCUUCGCAAGACGAAAAAACCGCUAGACGAAGAGACUCACGGAACGGAUUAAUUUCGUCUUGCGAGGCACCACUGUAAAUCAGAUUUUGUUCAACUUAUAAAUAUUAGGGGUUUGUGUGUGUUUGUUUGUGUGUGUGUGUGUGUAUUUACAGCACACUCUUGUUGGGUAGAAUGAAGUCCUUUUUGUUUUAUUCCUUUAGCAAUUCUAGUAAUCUGUAGCCAUAAUAGAUGGGGAGAGGAGUAGUAGUAGUAGUAGUAGUAGUAGUAGUAGUAAUCACCAUCAUAAUCAUCAGACACCCCAUUAAAAAUGCACUGGGUGUCUGAUUCUGAUGAUGUUUAGUAUAUGAUUGUGUUUAGUUCCCAGUGCAUUUUAAUGGGAUGUCUUGUCUGAUCCUGAUGAUCACAGCAUAAAAUUACAAUACAAAAAGCACAAAAUGCAUGAUAAAAAAAGAACAUAAUCAAACCAAUAACCCUCUCCCCUCCCAGAACACAUUUAAAAGGGCAUUAAAUGUCAAUCAGCCAAAGGCCUGGUUGAAGAGGAACGUUUUCGCCUGGCACCUAAAGGUGUCUAAUGAUGCUUCCAUGAUAUGGUCGUUUCAAGUUUUUGAACGUAUUUCUUCACUUUUAUGGGCUUAGGUUCUGAGUUUAACUUGAGGGAAGUUUGCAGAAGGAGGGUUUCCAAUUCCUGUAGCUACCUUGAUCUCUCCCUCAGAGCCCCUCAUGGUGGGAGAGGGUCUCCUGGAGACUUUCCUUCCUUGAACAUCCUUAGAUUGAUUUAUCUUUGCAUCUGAUCAUUUCUGCUGCCCACUCCCCCGCUUGUCUCUCAGUGCUGUGCUUAAGUCAGAAAAUGUGCACUAUUUAGUAUGGCAAGAGAGAGACAUGCAUCUGUAAAAGUGCUCUUCAAUGACUUAUCCCUGUUUUAUCAAGGGCUCAUGUGGAUAUCUUGUUGUUGUUGCUGCUGCUGUUGUUGCUGUUGUUUUAUGCAUUGCCUUAGACAUGAAGGUCCCUAGGCGACUUGCAUAGAAAGAAAGCCCACUGCGUUUUGGUGCUUAGGCAGCAAAUCUAAAUAUUACUUCCCAUGAUGGUAAAAAUGAAAUAAUAAACGACUUAAUACACGAUUAGCUACUUUUGCUUCGUCCUGCUUAAAGCUAAGACUGACUCCGGCUUUAAAGAAAGAGAGGCAAGAAUCCUUAAUAAAACGAGUGUUGCCUUGUUUGUGCAGGAUGGGCAGCUUAUCCUAAUUUUGGUGUUGGAAUAUGUUUCUCGUAGCUUUUUUAGUUUCCUACCGUGUCUCAGGGGCAGGAGAUGGUGGCUCAAGUAAGAGAAACGGAAAAGGGAACAGCUGAUGGAUGAUCCACUCUUUCCAAUUCUCAGGUGUUCUUGAUCUUUAUCUCAGAUGACACAGGGAAUGUAAACAGUGCUGUAAAUAAACAGCAGCUUGAAAGGGGAUCCAGGAGAGAUGCUUAACUAAACUGAGUGAGCAAGGUGACUCAUGUGGGCCUCUUGCAUUCGGAAUUUCUUAAGGCAUUGGGGAAUUCUGUGCCAUGACUCUGAUGAUGAAACAUCCCAUCAGUACCUACUAGAGUAGACACUUGACAGGUAUUUUAGCGCCUCACCCUGUACAAAAAAAAAAGAGCUAUAUCUACAAAAGGAGUGAGAAAGUUACCUCUAUUUAGAGCCAGUGUGGUUUAGUGGAUGAAAGACCCCUGUUCAAAUUCACACUAGGCCACAAAGGUUACUGGCAUAACUUUGAUCCAGUCGCUAUCUUUCUUGCCCAGCCUGCCUCGCAAGGUUGCUGUGAGGAUGCAAAGGAGAUGGGAUGGAAGCACCCUCACUAGAAAGGAGUAGAAUAAAAAUUUGAGGAGUAAUAACAUGAAUAUUGAACUGUAAGAGCCUAACAUAGUGAUAGGUAAUAUAACACAGACACACACCCCAAAAAUGUUGGUGUACUACUGUUGUAAACAAAAUCUGCCCUUCUUCCCUUAUGGGGUAUCCAAGAGCCCGUAUAGAGUCCUUACGUGGGUUCCCUAUUGGUAGGAGAAAAUAACAGAAGCCAACCAGAGAAUAUUGAGAAGCAAAGCAGCUAGUAAGCCUGAUCUUUAGUAAAGCUGUAGCAACAGGGUGCUCCCCUCACACGCAGGAGAGCGGAGGGGGACCCAGAACCCAGGUGUGCCCGCCCUUAUAUAGACAUUUUAAAUUCCCUGCCCUGGACCUUGAGACCACCCCUCCAUACAUCAUACAUACAUCACAUAAGGGGUGUAACCCAAGACCACCCCCAACAAACAUCAAACCUACAUCUCAGAAAAGGUGGUCUACAACAGAAAUUUGAAUGUUGUUGUUUUUCCUGUCUGCCCGGUUAUCUGAUAAUGCCUUAUCUGAUUGCCUUUCCUGGUAGUCUGCCCAUUCCUUUGAGAUGGUGAUUACCCAAUUCCUGAGACAAUGGGAAUGUUCCCUCACCCCCUCCCUCCUUGCAGAGAAAACAUUUGGUCAGUUUGGGAGUCAAAAUGGUUUCAGGACUGUCUUCUUGUGCUGCUCCAGACAUGAGGUCCACACAUCUAUGCACGCGCCUGGCUGGCACAUUCACGAACAUUUAUAUAUAUAAGACCUUAUAUAUAUAUAAGACCUUAAUUUUUUUAUUACACUACAACUCCUUUCAUCCCUGGACAUUGGCUUAUGGGAGUUGUUGUUUAGCAAUGCUUGGAGAGCCACCUGUUAGCUAGUCCUGCUAUAAUGAAUCCAAAAGCUAAAACUGUAAUGGAGGGAUGUGGGGGAGGUCUGUGAAGGGAUCUCCAUGGUUAUUUUUAAAAGAUCAAAGGAGAUAUGCAGGGUGCGUUUGCCAGGCAAGUUUCAAGGUUCCUCUCUCAAACCGCUCCCCUAAUCCUUGCACUGAUUACCAAAAUGAAAUCUCUCACAGGUGCACACACACAAUUCCCUUUGCCUUGUGGGCAGUGCCGGAUUUACGUAUAAGCUAAACAAGCUGUAGCUUUGGGGCCCCCUCAAAAAAAUUAAAGGAAAAAAACAACAAUGUACAUUUCCAAUCCAAAAUAUAGGAUAAAAAACAAAUUACUUUGUUUACAUUUUGUUAUGUGCAAAUGGCUUUAGAUACCUAUUAGGUCGAUAAAUUACCAUAUAGCAUAUAUUCAACACAAAAACCAGCGACCAUUUGUUGUUGACAAAGGACAGCUGGACGUAUAAAGGGCUCCAUUACCUUCAGUAGCUUAGGGCCUCAUCAGACCUAAAUCCUGCCCUGCUUGUGGUUACCUGCAUAUUUUGCAACAUUGGGCAAAUAAUAGCUUGGACAUGGGGACAAAAGGCUAAUGUCUUCCUUCCUGCAGCACUGUGGUGCUGAUCUGACUCUCAGCUACAGCUGCUUGGAUCUAUUUUUUAUUGUCAAGGGACAUCCUGGUCGUGGAUCUCCCACAACACACCCACCCAAUGUGGCUACAAGGCAGGAUCCUAACAAAUCAAUGGAAGAUUUAGUGGCAUAGAGAUGACAAGCGGCGCAUACAUAAGGUCCCAGGCUCAGUAUCCAUUAAAAGGAUCAAGUAGCAGGUGAUGGGAUAAUUGCUCUAUCUGUUGAGAAACUGAAGAACUGCUUGCUGCCGGGGAAAGGAGGCAAUACUGGCCUCCUGUAAAGACUGGCAGGGACGCGGGUGGCGCUGUGGGUUAAACCACAGAGCCUAGGACUUGCUGAUCAGAAGGUUGGCGGUUCGAAUCCCCGCGAUGGGGUGAGCCCCCAUUGCUCGGUCCCUGCUCUUGCCACCUAGCAGUUCGAAAGCACGUCAAAGUGCAAGUAGAUAAAUAGGUACCGCUCUGGUGGGAAGGUAAACAGCGUUUCCGUGCGCUGCUCUGGUUCGCCAGAAGUGGCUUAGUCAUGCUGGCCACAUGACCCGGAAGCUGUACGCCGGUUCCCUCGGCCAAUAAAGUGAGAUGAGCGCCGCAAGCCCAGAGUCGGCCACGACUGGACCUAAUGGUCAGGGGUCCCUUUACCUUUACCUUUAUAAAGACUGGCCUCCAGUGUCCCUGCAAUAGAGAUGUGCCCUGCCCCUUCUUUACGCCUCACUGUGAAGAUCAGCGUGCACAUGGUUCCCCAGAAGUCUUCUAUUCAGAAGCUGGGCAAUCUCAGACAUGCUCAUCUUUGCAGCUGUUCAGGGUGCCUCAGACCAUGCACGAGUCUCUCUGGUUGCCUGGACAUGUGAGUGCAGUUUGCAGAUGGGUGCCAAAAUCAUCCCCAGGAAUGCAGAGCUGAAGGGAAGCAUGCUCGGCUUUCUACCACUGAGCCUCAAAGAGGUUCCUCCCAGGAAGAACAUCAUAGCAAUGGGAAUAACAAUAAUAAUUCAUUAUUUAUACCCCGCCCAUCUGGCUGUGCUUCCCCAGCCACUCUGGGCAGCUUCCAACAAAAUAUUAAAAUACCAUAAUGCAUCAAACAUUAAAAGCUUCCCUAAACAGGGCUGCCUUCAGAUGUUGUCUAAAAGUCUAGUAGUUGUUGUUCUCUUUGACAUCUGGUGGGAGGGCGUUCCACAGGGCGGGCGCCACUACCGAGAAGGCCCUCUGCCUGGUUCCCUGUAGCUUUGCUUCUUGCAGUGAGGGAACCACCAGAAGGCCCUCGGCGCUGGACCUCAGUGUCCGGGUAGAACGAUGGGGGUGGAGAUGCUCCUUCAGAUAUACUGGACCAAGGCCUAGCCCUAUCAAUUGGCCAGAAAUGGAGCAGCUGCAGAGAGCUUGCUUCGUUCUUCCUUGCCAGAAAGCAGGAGUGCCUGGGUGUUGCUGUUUUCCCCUCCUCCCUCCCUGUCAUUUUCUCCUUUUGUGCCAUGUCUUGUGUAUUGCACAAGGAGCAUGGAAUCGCAGAAUUGUAGAGUUGGAAGGGAACCCCGAGGGCCAUCUAGUCCAACCCCCUGCAGUGCAGGAAUCUUUUGCCCAGCAUGGGGCUCGAACCCACAACCCUGAAAAAUUAAGAGUCUCAUGCUCUACCGACUGAGCCGUCAUCUUGUUACUGAUCAUUGUAACCCCUUUCUGGAGACCUUUUCAGCUGGAGAGCAGGGUAAAAAUACUUUAUUGCCGUUAGGUCAAGGAAUAUAUGGGCUUUAAAAAAAUAUUAUUUUAGUAGAGUGGAGUGGGCACAGGAGAAGGUGCAUGCAGCAGAGCAGAGUGUGGCUCUGUUUAAGGGUUUUCAGAGGACACCCACGUGUCUGCCUAAGCACAUGUUCAAACUUGCAGCACUAAAUUUUCCUCCAGGCGCCCAGUUGUACUUUUGGGAAUGAAGCUUGUAAAAUGAGAUUGCAGGAUAAAGGUCAGCAAUGGGCCCUGCUCACGCAUCCUGCCUCGAGUGAUUCCCAACGUAGCCCCUGUUUGGUGGUCGCUUUGAGAAGAGGAGCCUUUGGAUGAAGGGCUAGCUCAUCUUGCUUGUGCCACCCACGUUUGACUGCUUUUUCAUUCCUUCUUUCUUUCUCUCUUUUUUGCUCACUUCCCUUUUCAUCUUUCAAGUCUUCUUUUCACAACAUGCGUGUUGGGAAUGCACGAAUGGCUUAUUAAAGGCUGGAAAGGAUUUCUAAAUAAUUAUCCUGAGUUUGGAGUGAUAAAAGUACUGUUUCUGAACAUUUAUGGGCAGGAUUUGACCUGUGCAAGGACAUCUGAUUGGACAACAGGGCUCCCCUACCUUCUCCUGCCCCCCAUGGAUGCCCUGGAUCUCCCAGAAUAAUGUGGGUGGCGGGGCGGAGGGUGUUUCUAUAUUAUAUAUUUUGUCAUCUCGGUUUGUAUUUUUCUGUUGCAAACUGCCCUGUGUUCUUCGAACGAAGGGUGGUAUACAUCAGGGGUAGGCAACCUAAGGCCCAUGGGCCAGGAGCAGCCCACGGGGGGGUCGUUUAACUGGCCCACGAGCUGCCCGCUUGGCAAGUCCCCGCGUCCUGUGCUAAACCGGCGCAGCGUGGCGCCGUAAAUCACUUCUGCCCAGGCGCCGGAAAUUGCGUGCACAUGCGCAAUCCAGCCCGCAGAGGGAUCUCCGCUGGAGUGAACCGGCCCAGGCGAGGUAAACCUUGCCAACCCCUGGUAUACAUAGAACCAUAGAAUUGUUGAAAGGGAACCCCAGGGGUCUUCUAGUCCAACCCCCUGCAAUGCAAGAAUCCUCCCCACAGCCGUCCCUGGGUGGACUCGAAGCACCACCUUUCUGGUUAGCAGCCAGAUGCACUGACCCAUUGUGCCACUAGGGCACACCUUUAAUAAUAAUAAUAAUAAUAAUAAUAAUAAUAAAUAAUCUGCAAUGCUUGCACAGGUAGAACAGCAGGAGGAGUGCAGUGUUCAGUUCCACCCUGUAUCCUCCAAGUUGAUGAGGCUCGUUUGACAUCACCACGAAACAGAGCCUUUAGUCUCAUCGGCCCAGUCCUAUGGGAUGCUCGUCCAGCAGAGAUUCAGCAGGUGUCUUCUGCCUUAACUUUCAAAUAUUUGCGGGGGAAUGUUUUCUGUGCCGCCAGGCUUACACAGACAAUUAAGAAAAUAUUUCCUGUAAUAGUUAGCUGAUGAUCCACUACCUUAAAUUUUGUACGCAAUGUGUGUGUGUGUGUAUAAUGCUUGGUAACUGCUUUGAUAUUUUUUAUGAUGCAGUAUACAAGUAUCCCCCCGCCCCCCCCGCCCCCCGUAAAUGCAAUAGGUUUAUAGUCUAAGCUACAGCAUCUGGUGCAUUUAAAAGCUAGCAGGUCUUUUUGUGGCUUUUGCGAACUAAAGCCUAGUUUGUCAGAUGCCUAAACCAUUGGCAAAGAAUGGCACGGUGCUUGACUUUGCUGCAGGGCUAAGAUUCAGCAACCAUGUAACCGGAGUCUUUUAAAAUUCAGCCUUGGAUUUUAAAAAAGAGUCUGGCUCACACUCCAUAUUACUGGCCAACAUGCAUGUGGGGAAUAUGUGAUUUGAAGUUGGGGGGGGGGGCAGAGGAAGGAGGACGAAACAUAAAAGUAACUGUGUUUGACCCAUAAAGAAAAAUCUCCUAAGUUGGCUGCUAAUGUGUAAUGAGUAAAAGAUCCCUUGCAAUACCCAACAACUAUUCCUUCAUGUUUGUUAUUGUUUCUGUUGGUGUUCGGAGGGUAUUUCAUAGCUCAUCCUCAACCGUGCAGUCACACAAGACUGGGAGGCAUCGUGUGGGUGUGGGACUCUGAAGAGCCUCAUACAAAACUGUCCUGCUUGACUUCCUCUGUGCAGCAAUGUGCUUGCUAUCUGCCUGUCCAGCUUAUUGUGGGUGCUGCAAAGUGAUAAGAAAUGAUGUGUUCCGCAUAAGAUACUGGUAGCUUCAAAAACUUCAAAGAGCUGGCUAACGUUUCACCUGCAAUGCUCAAAUGGCCCUUAAAAUAAGUUGGCAUCGGUGACAUUUGCAGUAGCCGUUGUUGACACACACAGCGAUCCUUCUCACAAUUCAGCAGCAGAGGCUUCAUUUAUAAAUGUUUGCUUUUUUUAGAGAACAGGAUAAUCCCCCCCCCCUGUUUUGUUGUCAUCUGUAGACCAGAGCGUGGUGUGCUAGAUCAACAGUCUGUGUUCAGGACCCAGACAUCAUAAUUGAAAUACUUUAUUGUCACUUGUACAACUUGUAUACAGUGAGAUUACAUGAGCACCCCCCACUCAGCUCUCUUAGUCUUAAUUCCCCUCGUUUACUGACGCACACCCACCAAACCCGAAAGUCAGUUGCCCUGUUGUUAUCUUUUCAUUCAGCAGCCUAACAGCCCAUGGAUAGAAGCUGUUCUUUACCCUGUUGGUGCGACUAAUCAUGCUUCUUCUAUAUCUUCUGCCUGAGGGCAGGAGAUCAAGAAAGUGCCGGCCAGGGUGUGAAUCAUCCCUGAGAAUUUUCCUCACUCUCCUGAGGCAACGUUCUUCCACAAUUUCUUCCAGCGGAUUCACGGGACAGCCCAUAAUAUCUUGAGCUGUAUUCACCACCCUCUGUAGGCACUUCCUAUCAGUUGAUGUCAAACCAGCGUACCACACCGUGAUGCAGUAUGAAAGGACACUUUCUAUUGUGGACCAGUAGAAGGAGAUCAUUAAAUGUUGAUUGACGUUGUUCUUUCUCAAUACUCUGAGGAGAUGGAGUCUCUGUUGGGCUUUCUUAACCACCUGGGUUGUGUUGAUUUUCCAAGUAAGGUCUUCACUGAGAUAAACUCCUAGGAAUUUAAAGGAAGAGACUGCCUCCACACAGCCCUCCACACAGGGCUAAGAACGUCCUGACACCUGUCCUCCACCUCAUCCCCAAUGCAUAGUCAUCCAAACAUUUAAACCUCAUCGAUAGCUAAAACCAGGGUGGAGAGCCAGAGGCUGAAUGCGGCCCUGCAGGCUCUCAGUCUGGCCCUUGGCACUCUCCAUAAGCCACAGCCUCUCCCUAGGCCAUGCCCCUCAUUGCUUCUGCUCUGCUGCCACCUUGAAUGUUUUUACCUGGUUGUAAUGUGUCCUUGGACAGCAAAUAGAUUCUUGCUUGCCUGGGUAGAGGCUGGAGAGAGGGCUUUUUGCGUAUGUUGGUAGAAACCUCAGGCUUUUGGGUGUCUGGAAUUUAGCCUCUUGCACAAAGGUAAUAAUCUCCCUUCAUCACCCACCCCCUUCUCAUUUCCCCCAGCGCCACCUGCGUCGGCUUGUAGCCCCAGGAGGGUUCCCUAUUAGGGCGUGGAGCCCUCUGGCUGAAAGCCUGAUGUUGCCCUGGGAGGGGUCCCUAGGGCAAGAGCAGAAUUCAGGGUGACUCGCACGCUGCCGCCGUCGUGGCAGUGCAAAGUAGCAGGGCAGAGACAGAGAUCACACACCCAGAAACUUAGUUGAUCUUGUAGCUCUGAUCACACAAUACAGGAGAAGGGAUCUUUGGGUCGCUUGCCAGUUUGAGCUGGAGGAGAGCUUUUCAUCCCAAUCGCUAUGAUCAGAUUCUGACUGGAAAGGGGAUGAGCUUCUUUGGCUUCUAAUACACUCAGCGUCUGUUCUCCCGGUAGCCAUAAUUUCGCUAAAGGCUAAGAUACAGAGUGUAGAUCGAGUUGUGCAGAAUGGCGAUAAUUCAGAUAGGCAGCUUUUUACUCCAGAGCACAAUGCCUAUGUAUUCUAUAAUGCAGAAAUAAUAGGGAGCCGAAAGAAUCAAAAGGCAUUGACACUGCAAAUAGCAAGGGCUUGUGUGCAUGUAUCAUAUUUGGAUGUAUUCUGUAUUAUUUGGUAUUUAAAUUGAAACACGAUGGGGAACUGUAGGAUGCAGUCAUGAAAAAUGAAAUGUGUGUGUGUCAGAGAGCGAGAGACGGAGAGAAGAGAAUCUCUUUGUCAGAACAGUAUGACAUGGAGUCUCUCGCCUACCAUAUUUCUCUUUCCAUGACAGAUUUGCUUCCUGUUGCACUUAAUGGAAAUUUGGCACCGAGUUCAGAUUUUAAAACAGAAGCGUUAUAUAAAUAUCAUUAGUUAGUUUGGGUUUUUAGAGAAAGUGAUAUUGAGCCUUCAUUUUACGGGUGUUUUUUGCCUUCCCAGAGGCGAAAUGGAAUGUUAUCUAUCGUAAUUUGCUUUGAGUUUGCUUUCUGCAAUAAACAACAAUAAUGCUACUUUUUCUGAGGCUCUUUUGACUGCCAGUAUACAUCCAGCACUUUCUCUCCACUCCUUCCAGCAGUUCAUCUUUAAUUUAAUUUCCCACCUCUCAGUCAGUGCCGAUCCAUUAGAGAGGGUUUGUAUCAAACGGCAGAGGAUGACAUUGACCGUUGUAUUAUCUUUUGCAGCCAGUUGGAGUCAACUUGGUUAGUGUGUUCUCAAGUCCCAACGAUCAGAGCCUGUGGGCGAUCGACAACAAAUGGAACGUCCAUGUUCGCACGGGGAUUACAGAGGAGAUGCCUGUAGGCACAGAUUGGGAACAGGUUCCAGGUGAGAAUAUUUUGCCUUCAUCAUUUGGUCGCUGUUGAAAUGCCAUUGGGAAAUGUGUAACGUCCCUUUCCCCCAUGAAAUUAGAAGCAGAAGAAAAGGGAGAAGUGGUGUGUUGGCGUUCCUCCUCCUCCUCCCUGCCUUCUUUUUGCAUUUCCCUUUACUGACACUGUAUUUUGCUUUUGUAUUCGCUCUUCUGUACUUUGACCAAACUUAUCCUUUGACUUCAGGGCUUCAGGCAUGCCAGCUGGCGAUAAGUACAAGGACUGUUUGGGCACGUUGUCCGAAUGGCGACAUAGCACGUCGGUACGGCAUCACGGAUAAAAACCCCGCAGGAGAUUACUGGAAGAAGAUUCCAGGGAAUGUUACUUGUUUGACAGGUGAGUUGUAUUUCGCUCUCUUUUUUUAUAUAUACAUGCUCUUGCGGUCUUACGGGGCUUGUAGUGGGAAUUGCAUCCAGUACAGUGAUACCUCUGGUUACAUACUUAAUUCGUUCUGGAGGUCUGUUCUUAACCUGAAACUGUUCUUAACCUGAAGCACCACUUUAGCUAAUGGGUCCUCCUGCUGCCGCCGUGCGAUUUCUGUUCUCAUCCUGAAGCAAAGUUCUUAUCCCGAGGUACUAUUUCUGGGUUAGCGGAAUCUGUAACCUGAAGCGUAUGUAACCCGAGGUACCACUGUAGAGUCAUUCCUCAGGUUACAGGCGCUUCAGGUUGUGUGUUUUCAGGUUGCGCACCGCACCAAAUCCAAAAGUAUUGGAAUGGGUUACUUCCCGGAUUUGGCACUCGCGCAUGUGCAGAAGACUAAAUCGUGCUUUGCACAGAAGCACCGAAUUGCAACCUGUGCAUGCGCAGACGCGGCGCUGCAGGUUGUGAACGCUGUGGGUUGUGAAUGUGCCUCCCGCAUGAAUCACGUUCGCAACCCGAGCGUCCACUGUACUUGAAACAUGAAGCAUGCUGGUCUGAGCAGGAGCAUAAUUAAUAGCUGGAUCACUCAGUGGGUGGAGCAUGCAACUCUUCAUCUCAGGGUUAUGGGUUCAAGCCCCAUGUUGGGCAAAAGAUUCCUUCAUUGCAGGGGGUUGGCAUAGAUGACCCUCAGGGUCCUUCCUUCCAACUCUGCAAUUCUAUGUUGCUGUUUUCAAAGUGUUGAAUGUCCUCUUCUUAAAGAGAACAUUGGAUGAAUACAGUCAUACCUUGGUUUUCGAACAGUUUAGUUCUCGAACAUUUUGGCUGCUGAACGCCGCAAACCCGGAAGUGACUGUUCCGGUUUGCGAACUAUUUUUGGAAGCCGAACAUCUGACAGGGCUUCCGUCAGCCAAUUGGAAGCCGCGCUUUGGUUUCCGAACGUUUUGGAAGACGAAUGGACUUCCGGAACGGAUUCCAUUUGACUUCCAAGGUACAACUGUACAGGGUUUCCGCAGAAAGCUUUGCGGAGAGCUUACUAAUAAUAAUAAUAGUAAUAAUAAUAAUAAUUUUUAUUUAUACCCCGCCCUCCCCAGCCAAGGCCGGGCUCAGGGCGGCUUACAAGCAAUAAUAAAAACAAAUUGAAUGAUUACAACUUAAAAACAAAAUUAAAAUACAACAUUAAAAUAUUGAAACAUUAAAAUAUUAAAAUGUAGCCUAAUCGCAGGAGGAGAAGGAAAAGAAAAAAGAAAGAGAGGGAGGGAAUCAAAUUGGCUCCAAGCCAAAGGCCAGGCGGAACAACUCUGUCUUACAGGCCCUGCGGAAAGAAAUCAGGUCCUGCAGGGCCCUGGUCUCAUGAGGCAGAGCGUUCCACCAGGCCAGAGCCAGAAUUGAAAAGGCCCUGGCUCUGGUUGAAGCCAAUCUAACUUCCUUAGGGCCCGGGACCACUAUUUAUGGACCUUGAGGCUCUCCGUGGGGCAUACUUAUACUACUUAUACUAGAAAGUAGGUGGAAAGGAAUUGACCUAGCGUCGGGCACCCGGCUCAUCAGUGGUGAUGCAUCUAACGUCCCUUUGGGCACUGCUUUCAUAGGUGUGCUUGCCACACAUACGGGAUUAAAAAUCAGGUGGUAGGCGCACUUGUGGGCAGUUUAAUCAGGUCUGUUUUGGCCCUUCCUCUGUGUGGCAUUUAAGUAGGAAUAGUUGCAGCGAUACUGUCAAACAACUCCCCACCCCAUCCUGCCUUCAGCUGAACUGUUGAACCUGUUAGGCUUCAAACGGGAUCUUUAGCACAGGAGACACAGCAAUGCAAAGCAGGCAAUGCUUCUGGGAGUUGUAGUACAGGAUGGGAUGGACUCCUUAGCUAACAGCCUGUCUGUUGGCCUGCUAAAAUUGAACCUGGCAACUUUUUUCUUCCUCAGCUACUCCUCUAGAUGAACUGUGGGCUGUCGGUCCUUCAGGCUGCCUCCUUCAGCGCCUCACUAAGACCUUCCGCCAUUCUCACACGUUGCAGAAGCACAGCGACGCUUCCAUGUCGUUCCACUCAGACGAAGACGAAUGGGAGGUAAUAUGAGGCCCCGGAGACCUGGAGCGCUAAAACAGCAUGGACAUGCACGUGGGAGUGUUGGGCCAGCGUCUGGCAACAAUUAGCACUUUGAUAUAAAACACUGACUUUGUCGAAUAUCCCCCAAACUGUGUAGUGAGGUGUCUUGUUUCUGUAUCUCUCGGGCGAGAUGGGCAACGUGGCUUUAAGAAGUCUUUGCCGUAGCUGUACCGUUUAAAAAUACUUAUCGAUUUAACCUCGUUAGCAGCCAAACAAAUGUUGCUCCAGCAUGCAAAUUAAUAUCUGUGCGACAUUGGGGAGGACGUCUGUUACAUAGGCUGAACAGCAGAAAUGCAUUUUUUAAUGUCCUUGUACUUUUACACCGCGCAGGGGGAAAUGGGUGCAAUGUGGAAGACGGUUACAUUUCAGAACGAGAGAACUUUUCUCAGUAGAAAGUCAACUUAGCAAGGCACAGUUUGGCAAUUGAGGUGAAAAACUCUUGGGACCAUUUUCGUUGUAACUUCCAGGGUUCCACUGAACCUUCACUCUGCGGUUACUAAUUUCAUACCUUGCUGAAAAGGUUGGGUUCAUCCCAGGCUUUGUGCAGACAUUGGCUCCUCUUAUGCCUAAAACGGGGACACUAAUGGCUUUUGUUUCAUAGAUACCCAUGAGAGGAUUAGGCAGAACAUUGAAAGUCAAGCUUGUAAUAUGAAGGGGGUGGGCUGUGGGUGCCCAUUGAGAUCCAUGCUUGGCCUGACUGAACUGUAACUAGAGGAGACUCUGAAUUUCCACUUUUGUAUCACGAAACAAAACGAAAAUAAAGAAAUUGCAUCUCACGAGAGAGUCUCUGGUAUUGGUUAGGUUUUGUCUUCAGAAUGGUCCUUUUUUAAAAAAGCUAUAUUAGCGAUAUAUUGCAAUGUCUUAUACUUGAGAUGUUUACAGCAGAAGUGCUUGAUAAUUUACUAAUCACUGCAAUUUACCGUAUUUUCCCAUCUAUAAGACUCCUCCAUAUAUAAGACGCCCCCUAUUUGGGGGGACUCAGAUUUAAGAAAAUGGGGGGAGAUGUAUCUGUGUAUAAGAUGCCCCCAAUUUUUGACAUUAUUUUUUAGGGGGGAAACCUAGUCUUAUACACGGAAAAAUACGGUAUAUUUCAUGAAGAGUUUUAAAAAAAACCAACCCAAAACUCUAAGAAAGAGCUUGAUUCCAGUGGCUUGGAUGGGAAAGCCUUCCCUUAUAGUUUUAAGGAUAUGUUUAUUUGAGGAACAGAAGCACCCUUGGGGUUUUUUAAGCAGCUGCUAAUGAACCUGUGGAUGAGCCAACUUAACAGCAGGGACUGGGGGAGGGGGGGCAAGUGUGGAGAAGCUUUGGGAACCCAAUGCCCAGGUCAAGUGCCACGCCUGUUUCCUCCUUAAACUGCCCUGUGGUAGAUUUUCUGGGGAGAAACCACUGCAAACCAAGAACACAGCACCUCUGCAUAUCGAGAACUUAACAUUUGGUCACGGCAGAUACCUGUUUUGCAACAAGCGCUUGCAUAAUGAGUGUUAUGCUUCUUCCCUUUCAGUUUAGGGUGACUAGCAGGUCAUAUUUGUUUCCCUCUGAGACCUGAUCUGUUUUGCUCGAUCCCUUCCUCAUCUAUAUAUGGAGCCGGCCUCGGAGUUUCUUUUUAUAGUCUGCCACUGGAUCAUAACCAACUCAGCUGCCGAGGUUCACCCAGGUCACUAGAUGGCCCGUUUGGGGAGCUUCAUCGGCAAGCGAGAUGUCAAAAGGCAUCCAAGACAUUUCUCUGAAGUCGGGAACUUCUGGAGGGUGGAAACGGGGCUGUUUUGCGCUCUUCCUGGUCAAGAACCAGAUGUUCAUGUUACAAUACUGAAAUAUUAUACUUUUUUAAUUAAAAAAAGACCUCAUGAUAACAGCUUGGCUUGCUAGUUUGUAUUCUUUGUAAUAGGGCACCUUGCUUUGUUCAUUAAUAUUAGCUGGUGUUUACAACCCUUUUAAGCCAAUAAGUUUUUUUUUUAUUAUGUUUCAUCCAACAGUCUGAAAUGUUUACCACCUUUAGUUUCAUUUCUGUACACCUGUGCAUGUGGUUUUUUUCCCCAUUGUGCUUUCAGAUAAGUGCAAUAAACUAUCCUUUUUCUUA
Molecule: messenger RNA, 52768 nt
Organism: Podarcis lilfordi (Lilford's wall lizard)
Lineage: Eukaryota; Metazoa; Chordata; Lepidosauria; Squamata; Lacertidae
Source: the annotation of a GenBank genome assembly